Pelobates cultripes (western spadefoot toad) is the source of this 63977-nucleotide messenger RNA. NCBI's taxonomy places the organism in Eukaryota, Metazoa, Chordata, Amphibia, Anura, Pelobatidae. The record is from the annotation of a GenBank genome assembly.
AUCACAGACAAGCUUUUCACAUCUCUGCAACAGAGAAGCUGCCUUACAGUCCCUAAAGAAACCUAUUCAGACACAAAUCCAGAUCUUUCAUUCCUGCUCUGCUCCAAGGAUGAACUAUCAGUCAAUGCGGAAGGGCAUUAGCUGCCCACCUCAAGAUGCCAAUUGCACCAGAAUACUGGAAUCUUUAAGCACCUGGAAUGAUUCUUCAGAAGUCAGUUCUUAUAAACUGGUAGAGCUGCCGCCAAUUGUGACAACAGUAAGUUUGGAGACAUUAAUCCAUUGUACAGCGCUACGGAAUCUGAUGGCUAUAUAAAUAAUAAAAUAAUAACAGAGAAAUAUAUUAUUAGUAUUUAGAUAGAGCCAACUUAUUCCGCCGUGCCUUACAAUAUUAUAAAAGGGGGAAAUUUAACAAUAAAUGAGACAAUUACAAAAUGUUACAGGAAUGAAAGGUUGAUGAAGACCCAGCUCACACGAGCAGGGUUCUAUUAUUUUAGCAUUAAUAGAACAAAUUCAUGCUGUUUGGGAUAUACUAAAACUUUAUAGUCAAUAUAACAGAUUGGACUUUGAUGCAUAAAAGUUUAAACAACUCAACCUUUAAAAAAGACUUAACUCAAUUUCAUAAAUCAGCAUCUACGGGAGGAUAUUUUACAUUUUUUUAAGUGACACUGGCCAUUCUCUGAGUGGGCAUUAUCAGUAACACUGAAAGUAUUCUGGCUGUUUUGCACAAUCUAUAUGUUUCGCUUCAGAUCUUAGGACAGGAAUUCUAAUUUCAUCACAAGCUGAUAAUUCUCUGGUUUCAAUUCAUGAAAGAAUGAAGUUGGAAGUGUAUAAUCCAGUGUUGAUACUAAAGGUUUUUGCAUGUGGACAUUAUGUAUUUACUUAUUUUAAAAAGUGAGAAAAUUUGAUUAGAAUUUUAGUUAUAAAGCACAUUUUGAAAUCAAGGAUUUUGCAAGGGUUCAAAAAUGAGAUUUUUAUUUGAAAUCUCUGAAUUUAUUUACUAGCUGGAAUUAUACCAUAUAUGUGUGAAAUCAAUAUUGUUUCUUUAAUAUGGGGAUUACAGCAUUUACUCUUUAAUUAACCUCUUAUUCUCUGCAUUGAACACUGAAAACAAUUUGCAUGGAAUGUUUUAAAAUUUACAACAUGCAAUAAUUUGUCAUCUUUCUUUGAAGGAGAACGGACUAUGAAAGUAUCAUAAUGUUUAGCCAUGUAAAAAAGUAAAUGGCCGUCGCUGUUAAAUAAUAUUAAAUAAUGCAAUUAUGGGUAAAAUAAAUGACAUCUAGUCCAAGAUCUAUCUAUCUAUCUCUCUAUCUCUCUAUCUAUCUAUCUAUCUUUCUAUCUAUCUAUCUAUCUAUCUAUCUAUCUAUCUUUCCAUCUCUCUAUCUCUCUAUCUAUCUAUCUAUCUAUCCAUCUAUCUAUCUAUCUUUCCAUCUCUCUCUCUCUCUCUCUCUCUCUAUCUAUCUAUCUAUCUAUCUCUCUAUCUAUCUAUCUAUCUUUCCAUCUCUCUCUCUCUAUCUAUCUAUCUAUCUAUCUUUCCAUCUCUCUCUCUCUCUCUCUCUCUCUCUCUCUCUCUAUCUAUCUAUCAUCUAUCUAUCUAUCUAUCUAUCUUUCCAUCUCUCUAUCUAUCUAUCUCUCUCUCUCUAUCUAUCUAUCUAUCUAUCUAUAUUUAUCUGUCUAUCAAUCCAUAUGGGGUAUACCCAGAACCUCUGCAUGAUGCCACUCAGGUCUAAACAUCUUCCAUGCGACCUAUAAUACAGUUUAGAUGUUUAGUACACAAUUAAAUAUCUAAUAUCGGGUGGUUGUUUGGUUUGGAACAUCUGCAGUUUAAAGAGACACUCCACUAUCCAAAUACAAAACUAAAAUCAUUAUUUACUAGAUAUUCCCCCAAUAAAAACAUUCAUGCAUUUAUUUAUGCAUUUUUCUCAUUAGUGUAUAUAUAUAGAUCUCUUGUCUGUAGCCUUUUGGAAGCCCAUACUUACUGUGGCUGUCCAAUCACAGACUUCCCAAUGCAGCUCAAUGAGAAGUCUUUGCAAAGCAGGUGCUCUGGGUAAUUGCUGCCUCUUGAGUUUAGCUCCACUGAGCUAACCAAACCAGGAAGUAACAGGACCGGUUAUCUGAUUGACAGCCAGUGGGCUGUAAUAAGGUCAAUUUGCAAAAAUGAAACCUGUACUUUUUUUGUAAAAUGAAAAAAUAGCGGACACUCAGCUAAAGUUCUUUAGGUGUUUAGAAUGUUCCUUCAAAAGAUUUGCCUCUAGAUUUCAGCAACAUGUUUGAAUAUGUCCAGCCCAGUCUAGGAUUGAUAGGAGAGCCGGUUUUGGUUAUCAGGAAGAAAAAUCCAUGCUAGCAGAGUCUUUAAUACAUUAAACCAAUAGCAAUUCAUGUUGUCACAGUGUAGUCCUGAAGGAAGCAAUGCCAUUGGGAAAGAUUACGAGUACUGUUGCUUCUGUAGAGUUUCAUGUUGGAGUAGAGAUUCUAAGAUAUUUUUAGAUUUAACUGGUUAAUUGCUGCAUUAUAAUGAUAGCAUGGAGUGUUACUGGUCUUUGGGGGGGGGUUAAUGAACCCCUUAAAAGAACCAAUGACAAAUAUUUUUACCAUCAUAAUAAUCUGGUCAUUGAAGACCCUAUCCCAGCAUGGGACAUCCUUGUUAUUAAGCGGAUGCAGCUCUCUACAGCAAUGCUGUCAAAUUCCCCUAUGAAAACAGUGCUUGAAGUUUUUAAGAUGGCAUAGACCAGGCUCUGAAGAUCUGGAAUACAUCUCCCAUGAUGCCCAUAGAGCCGUAUUGCUGGCAGAGCAUCAGUUGAGAUGUAGUCCACAACUUCUGGAUUGCUGAAGGUUGCUUAGCCCUGGUCAUUAAGUGGUUAAUAGUAUAUCAUCUUGUGAAAUACAAUGCUGGAAUAUAAAAUAUAUAGAAUACUGAAGAUAAAGAAUUGCUUCAGGUUUUGUUAAAUGUUCAGGGCUAGUGUUCUAUCAAAAAAACCCUACCCCAUGAAAAUUCCCUACCACCGUCACUUCCAGUGACACGGCCACACCACAAGUUAGCUGUAGGACGGAAUACCUGUGUGGGGCAUGGUAUUCUCAUGGUGUGCAGUGCGCUUGCAGAGUGCCCAGGAAUAUUGCGAGUGCAGGGGGCCUAUGCUAUUGAAGUCACAAAAGCACAUAUGCAGUAUUAGGGUCAGUGGUGUAUCCUGAUUUUGUGCUGCCCUAGGCAGGACAAAACUCAGGCGCCCCGCGCCAGCCCCCCCCCAAGCCUUCUAAAUACACACACACACACAUUCACUGACAGAUACGCAUACACUCGCUAACAGAAACACACACACACACACACUAACAGACACACUCACACUCAUUAACAGACACACACUCACUGACACACACACUCACAGGCAAACACACUCACACUAACAGACACACUCACACUAACAAACACACACACAUUAACAGACACACACUCACUGACACACACACUCACAGGCAAACACACUCACACUAACAGACACACACACACUAACAGACACACACUCACAGGCAAACACACACUCACCAGUGGCUGCUGGGCUGGGCGGGCGGGUGGGCGGCUGGUGAGGGAGCACUUCCUCUGAGCUGACUGCUCAGCUCCCUCGUGCGCCGCAGAGUGAGGCUGGGAGCCUGGUUGAUGAUGUCAUAUUCCGGCUCCCAGCCUCACUCUGCGGCGCGCGAGGGAGCUGAGCAGACCGCUCAGAGGAAGUGCUCCCUCGCCAGCCGCCCGCCCAGCGCCUCCCGCCAGCCCAGCGCCCGGCCGGUCUGUUAGCUGCGAGGCUAACUUGGCAUUUGCCCUGGGCAUUUGUGGGGCGGCGUUUUUUGCCGCCCCCUGGAAAAUGCCGCCCAAGGCAAAUGCCUUGUUUGCCUCGUGGCUAAAACGCCCCUGAUUAGGGUAGGGUAUUUCAUGGUAGUAAUGCGCAUGCGCCAGAAACAGCGGUGUAAUACGCAUGCUCGGUGCCACUGCGCAGCUGAUUCUGGCACAUGCACACUACUGCCGUGAAAAUACCCUACCCUAAUACUGCGCAUGUGCAGUUCCACAUCAUAAUGACAUGCCUCCCUCCUUUAUUUAGCAUUUUUACUUCUGUUAACUCUUUGAGUUUAUUUGAAAAUAAAUAAUUCAAAGAAAUGACAGCACACAAACCAUUUAACAAGGGGUACACUGAGCAGAAAUGUCGUUCAACAUCCACUCCUUGCGUCCAUGUUAGAUAAUUGCUUUUGGGAUAAGUCUCUAGAAAUGCAAUCAGCAUCUAUUUUGUAAAUACACAAAGUUUGACUUGCUAAUGGUAAUAGAGAUUACAAUCUAUUUCAUGGGCAAUUAUUUUACAAUUCAGAGUAAAAUCGGGCAGUUAUUUAAAUAACGAUUCAAGUUGAUUGUUAUAUAUUUAAUAAGUCAAUAAUGCAUUUGGCAAAAUAUGAAACUCCAUAAAAAAUUUGUAUUGUUGAUUUAAAAUAUAAAAUCAUAUAUCAUUAAAAAAAACCUACUUCAAAGAUGAACUCCUAAUUAUGAAAGUGAUUAAAAAUGAGCGAUUGCUUUUAUAAUUUCUUUACAGAUUCUUAUAAUUUUUUUGCAUGCUCUGUGCAAAUCAUGCGAGUUAGUUAACCCCUACAGUGCCGAACACAUGACGCAUGCGUAUAUACAACAGAGCAUGAGAAAAUGUGUGGUGUGCAUGUGUUUAUGCAGAAUUUUCUAUGUAAAGGCACAAGCAUGAAUGGCCGUGCUCAAUGGAUCAUGGGAUUGUGGUUUUCCUUGCAAAAGUGUUUACUGGGAUGUAGGAUUAAGAACUUUCCUGUUUAAAUGUUAAGAAAUAAAAUGAAUUAAAAACCCAUGCAGUGCAGACAUCCACGUCAUUUUGUUCUGUUUUCUUCUUAUCUCAUGUGAUCUGAGUGUAGGUUUAUGCAAUAAUAUCAGGAAACGAUUUAACUGAGGACACAUUUAACCAGGUUUCAAGAGUAUUGAGAAACGCAGAAUGCCCAAUAUGAUGUUGGCUUUCUAUUGAUCUUGGCAUUCCUUCCUCGUCCCUUCUGCGCAUUAAAUACGAUGAUCGCGAAAAGUUCUUCUCAUGGGAAAGCAUUGACUAAUACUUCUCUCUGGACGCUCUAACUUGAAGGAUUGUUCUAAGGGAGUGUCCAAAGAAGGACUCCUGACUGUCAGCUUGGCUCCCAAAUUAAUUUAUAAAAGUGUCAAUAGUUCAUGAAAUUGUAAGUUUGGUGGACAGGGACAAAGUAGAAACGGACACUAAAAUAACCCAGGGCACUUCAUCUGGUCUGGGUACGUUGGUCCUUUAGGUUUAACCCUGCAAUGUAAAACUGCGUUUUUGUGUUUUUUUAGAAUUGCAAUGUGUAUAAUCCACCUCCACUGCCUGUUACACUAACAGUAGCUGGAGAUACUUCUCGGCACUGAUCUUGUAAAACUCGGUCACAUGACAUGGAAGCACCUGUGGAGAAGCAUCGAUUUGACGUACUCAGCGAACAUUGCUUCUCUUUGGAUUGGACCAUCACCGAUAACGCCAUGCCUCCUCAAUUAUAGAAAAAAUACUUUUUUUAAUUAAGUAAACUUAUUUUAAGUAUUUUAUUACACACGGAGGGGAAACCUCUAUAGGUACAGGUACAAUGACACUAUAGUGCUAGGAAUGCUGGUUUGUAUUAUUGGCCAACCCAUCCAUAGGUCCUGAUGGGACCAUGACUCCAGGCGGAACUAUGACAUGGGCGGCAUUUUGCCGACUCUUAGUGAUAUACCUCGUAUUUCCUUAUCAGUCCCUCUGCCUGGGCAGGCUUGGAGGCCACCCAAAAUUCUAAAAAUCAGGGAUGUCAGAAAGGGGAGGCUGAGAUGGGUUGCCAGGGACUCGGGAUUUGGCUCACGUUUCCCACUGAAGUUCCAGCACUCUGACAUUACUUGCAGUGCAUGUCGGAACUUCAACGGUCACUUUAACUUGCAGUUAUUUGCGUCAGGGACAGGGCUUUGAGCUGCUGCCUAGUUGGAUAAGCAGAAUUACCCUCCAUGUCCUGGUAUGUAUGUGCUGCAGCAGGCAUCCACAUGGCAGCACAGUAAGCAGGGCACAGAUCUCGGAGCAGGGCAGGAGUAAGGACUGAGCCAGCAGGUGAAAAGCGAAGCCGCUAGGAGUCACACUGCAUUCCCAGCACACACACAGACACACUGCAUCCUCAGCACACACACUGAAAAAACUGCAUCCCAAGCACACAGUCAACACUACAUCCCCAGCACCAGGGCCGUCUUUAAUAUUGACCGGACACUGGGCAACCAUUUGCUUGGGGCCCCUGGACUCUGCCCCCUGCCAGACAUACUAACACACAUACACAGAGACAUACACUGACAGACAUACUGACACACACGCUGACACACACACUGACAGACACAUAUUGACAGACAUACUGACACACACACAGAAACAUACACUACAGACAUACUGACAUAUGUAGACACAUAUACUGACACACAUACACAAAGACAUACAAUGACAGACAUACUGACACACAUACAGACACAUACAAUAACAGACAUACUGACAUAUACAGACACAUACAAUAACAGACAUACUGAUAUACACAGACAGACAUACUGACACAAGCACAGACACAUACACUAACAGACAUACUGACAAACAUACACUGACAGACAUACUGACAAACAUACACUGAAAGACAUACUGACACAAACACAGACAGACAUACUGACACAAACACAUACACUGACAGACAUACUGACAAACAUACACUAAAAUACAUACUGACAAACAUACACUAAAAGACAUACUGACACAAACACAGACAGACAUACUGACAUAAACAUACACUGACAUACAUACUGACAAACAUACACUGAAAUACAUACUGACACAAACACAGACAGACAUACUGACAUAAACAUACACUGACAGACAUACUGACAAACAUACACUAAAAGACAUACUGACACAAACACAGACAGACAUACUGACAUAAACAUACACUGACAGACAUACUGACAAACAUACACUGAAAGACAUACUGACACAAACACAGACAGACAUACUGACAUAAACAUAUACACUGACAGACAUACUGACAUAAACAUAUACUGACAGACAUACUGACACAAACAGACAGACAUACUGACAUAAACAUACACUGACAGACAUACUGACAAACAUACACUGAAAGACAUACUGACACAAACACAGACAGACAUACUGACAUAAACAUAUACUGACAGACAUAUUGACAAACAUACACUAAAAGACAUACUGACACAAACAGACAGACAUACUGACAUAAACAUACACUGACAUACAUACUGACACAAACAUAUACACUGACAGACAUACUGACAAACAUACACUGAAAGACAUACUGACACAAACACAGACAGACAUACUGACAUAAACAUAUACUGACAGACAUACUGACAAACAUACACUAAAAGACAUACUGACACAAACAGACAGACAUACUGACAUAAACAUACACUGACAUACAUACUGACACAAACACAUACACUGACAGACAUACUGACAUAAACAUACACUGACAGACAUACUGACAAACAUACACUGACAGACAUACUGACAAACAUACACUGAAAGACAUACUGACACAAACACAGACAGACAUACUGACAUAAACAUACACUGACAUACAUACUGACACAAACACAUACACUGACAGACAUACUGACAUAAACAUACACUGACAGACAUACUGACAAACAUACACUGACAGACAUACUGACACAGACACUGACAGACAUACUGACAUAAACAUACACUGACAGACAUACUGACACAAACACAUACACUGACAGACAUACUGACAAACAUACACUGAAAGACAUACUGACACAAACACAGACAGACAUACUGACAUAAACAUACACUGACAGACAUACUGACACAAACACAGACACUGACAUAAACAUACACUGACAGACAUACUGACAAACAUACACUGACAGACAUACUGACAAACAUACACUGAAAGACAUACUGACACAAACACAGACAGACAUACUGACAUAAACAUACACUGACAUACAUACUGACACAAACACAUACACUGACAGACAUACUGACAAACAUACACUGAAAGACAUACUGACACAAACACAGACAGACAUAUUGACAUAAACAUACACUGACAUACAUACUGACACAAACACAUACACUGACAGACAUACUGACAUAAACAUACACUGACAGACAUACUGACAAACAUACACUGACAGACAUACUGACACAGACACUGACAGACAUACUGACACAAACACAUACACUGACAGACAUACUGACAAACAUACACUGAAAGACAUACUGACACAAACACAGGCAGACAUACUGACAUAAACAUACACUGACAGACAUACUGACAAACAUACACUGAAAGACAUACUGAUACAAACACAGACAGACAUACUGACAUAAACAUACACUGACAGACAUACUGACACAAACACAGACACUGACAGACAUACUGACAUAAACAUACACUGACAGACAUACACUGACAGACAUACUGACACAAACACAGACACUGACAGACAUACUGACAUAAACAUACACUGACAGACAUACACUGAAAGACAUACUGACACAAACACAGACAGACAUACUGACAUAAACAUACACUGACAGACAUACUGACACAGACACUGACAGACAUACUGACAUAAACAUACACUGACAGACAUACUGACACAAACACAUACACUGACAGACAUACUGACAUAAACAUACACUGACAGACAUACUGACACAAACACAGACACAGAUAGACAUACUGACAUAAACAUACACUGACAGACAUACUGACAAACAUACACUGACAGACAUACUGACACAAACAUACACUGACAGACAUACUGACACAAACACAGACACAGACAGACAUACUGACAUAAAUUUACACUUUUAACCCCACCCACAAGUUUCCUACCUUGGAAGGUGGUUCCCCAGGUGUCCAGACUGAAGGCUGUUGGGAUCUGCCUCUCCUGGCAAGGGUCCCUCCUUCGUCUCCCGCGCGGCUCCUCUCCUUAGUGGGAGGAAGUGACUCGCAGCCGUCACUUCCUCCCAGCGCUGCCGAAAAGCAAAGGGCCCGGUCGCGCUGUUAAAGUGCUACAGUGUGUGACCGGGCCCCUGCUUACAAUACCCACCCGGUGGCCUGCUUAAUGUGGGGGCCGGUGGCCCCAUGGGAGAAACAAUUGUUGAGGGCAGCGGGGCCCACGGGGAAGCUGCCUUGGGCCCCCCAAGAGUAACUGGGCCCGGGGCAGCUGCCCCGUUUGCCCCGCGUUAAAGACGGCCCUGCCCAGCACACACAAACACAUACUGUAUCCCAAGCACACACGAUGACACACUGCAUCACAGAGCACACACAGACACACACUACAUAUCCAGCACACACAAACAGAUACACACUGAAUCCCCAGAACACAAUCACAUAUUUCAUCCCCAGUACACACAAACACACACAGAUACACACUGCAUUUCCAGCACACAUAGACACACUCCAUCCCCAGCACACACAGAUGCACUUUAUUAUCAGCACACACAGAUACACUGCAUCCCCAGUACACACACAGACACACUUCCUCCCCAAAACACACACAAACACACUUCCUCCCCAGCACACACAGAUCCAUACUGCAUCCCCAGCAAACACUCAGACACACUGCAUCCCUGGCACAAACAGACACACACUGCAUCCCCAGCACACACAGACACACUUCAUCCCCAGCACACACACACACACUUCAACCUAACACACACAGACACACUACAUCCCUAGCACCCACAGACAAACUACAUGCCUAGCACACACAGACACACACUGCAUUCCCAGCACACAGAUACAGACUGUAUCGCAGCACACACACAGAAACACUGCGCAUUAUCUGCACACAUAUUUUAACGACAGAAUAGUCUAAAUAAGACUGUGGCCAUUUCUGAAUCUUGUUGCUACUAUUUAGUGUUCCCCCGCUUUUUGUUACCAUGCCUGACACUUCUUUUAAAGAGCAGUGACUGUUUAGUGACUGCGAAAUAUGGAGGACCGCACCCAUCCACACACAGGUCCUCUAUAGCAAGUGUCAUGAAAAUUAUUUAAAUUGUAGGAGAUGUGCUUAGAGAAGAUGGGCAGCGAUGAAAUUAAUUUUGAAAUUCAAAAUGUUAGGAACUGUAAAAAGUGGGGAUUUAAAUACAGUAUUGCCAUACACUGAUCACCCAAAGCAAUAAAAAAAACCGCCUAAUGUUGUGUAGGUCCCCUUCACGCAACCAAAAGAGCUCUGAUGCAUCAAGGCAUGGACUCCACAAGACAUCUGAACUAUGGUAAGUGGCACCAAAGCAUUGGCAGCAGAUCCUUUAAGUCCUGCAAGUUGUGAGGUGGGGCCUCCAAGGAAUCAGAUUUUCUUGUCCCAGCACAUCCCACAGAUGCUCAAUUGGAUUGAGAUCUUGGGAAUUUGGAGGUCACGGAAACACCUUGAACUCUUUGACGUGUUCCUCAAACCAUUCCUGAACUAUUUUUGCAGUGUGGCAGGGUGCAUUAUCCUGCUGAAAGAGGUCACAGCCAUCAUCAUCAGAGAACAACAUUGCCAUAAAUCUCUAGAUAGGUGGUACGUAUCAAAGUAACAUCCACAUGAAAGCCAGGACCCAAGGUUUCCUAGUAGAACAGGGAAUUUUGUGUUGGUUCAUAUAUGUUUUAGGAGGACUGUUAGUGUUCUCUAAGACUGGAGAUUUUAUACUUGAAGAUUGAUUGGUUUUUGUGAAUAUUUAGUUUUUUUUCCUGAUGUUAUAUGUAUCUGUAAGGAUUUAAAUAUUUGAGCCUGAGUACUCUCUGUUUGUGUUUGUGUAAGCUGAUACGAUUGAUGAUAAUUUGUAGCCGCUACAACCUACAGGCUGUUGUUCAUAGUAAAAUAUUGUGACUGCCUUUACCAACAAGAUUGUAAACAAGCCGUUAGUUUACAGAAGAGACACAGUGCUCUCCUUAUACAGCUCAUUAGAAAAGAACGGCACAUGAAGCAGAGACAACGAUGCUCUUGUAUCAUAACCUAUACAAUGAACUUUGAUAGUUAUGGUGUCCCUUUAAAGUGGAUUUCCUAUUUGACCUGUGGGUGACAAUAUCAUUAUCAGGUAAGUUUACAUUUAAACUACUUACUGUGCAGCUAAAAUUGCCAACAAAUGUAUACAAUCCUUCCCAAAAGUCAGCAAAAAGUUUAGUUGCUAUUAAUUGGGACUAGCACUAGUUUGGCAGAAACCCCAUUAAUCACCGCAUGUGAUAAUCAGCGGUAGCACAAACCUAAGAUCAUGAAUUGGAUAAAAAGAAAGCCAGUUAUUUUUUUGCAAGACUACAUUUUUUUUUUUUUGUAUUAACUGGUUCCAUCAACCUGCAAUUUUGAAGGUGAUAUAUAUAUAAAAAAGGCAGUGGUUUCUCCAUUAACUACAAAUUUGUAGCCUAUUUUUCAUACAAAAUGCACAUUUUAACGCAACACUCCAAGAAUCAUAAUCACUACAGUGUGUCUCUCCCCUCUUCACUACUUCAACAGAGAUCUACAAGAUCUUCAUCUGAGCUAAGCUUGGCAGUGCAGGACUUUGCUCAUUGGCUAAGAGUGAUCAGCUGACACUGGGAUUUAACUCAUUGACUGAAAGUGAUCAGCUGACACUCCCAGCCAAUGAGCUACUCCUGCACUGCAGAGCUUAUCUCAGUAGAGCUAACAGAAGUUCCUAAGCAGAAACUUUUGGCUCAUUGUUGGCAAGGAGUUACACUCGUUGACUCCAGGUAAAAAGUCACAAUGUUGUGAAGCAGUAUGACUACUUACAACGCUGUGCCUCCAGGCCACUCCUGGCACCAUAACCACUACAACAUGCUGUAGUGCAUAUGGUGCAUGGAGUGUUCCUUUAAGGUGGUAGCUUCACAACAAUCAAUAUCUUUAUACUAUUUCAAUUAGUACAAUAAAUGUGAACAUGACUUGUAAAUCAGCAAUACAGUUAGCACAAAGCAUUCCCAGAGGUUUUAAAGUUUCAGCGAGCUCAGAAGAAGUCACAUUGGAAACAUUCAAACUUGAAACCAAUUAACUGCUUUUGUAAUAAUUUAAUGAGCUGAGAUUUGCCCUACGAUUCUAUUGCAAAGAAAAGUUUAAUGUUAUGGCAGCAAGAGAACAGAGUUAAAUAUUUUCUUAUCUGAUGGAAGAUUAAUUAGUUUGUUACUAAAACAUGUAUCUAGACGGCCUGACCUACUGUGUCCACCAUUGAGCAGAGCAGAGCUCGUUCAAAUGUCAAUAUCAUUCUUUUUUGUAAAUAAAGUCCAAUAAGCACUAAUAUUAUUGUUCCAUAUUUUUAUGUUAUAUUUGAGUCGUAUCGUAAGAAAGAAAAAUAAUUAAGGAUAUUUUAUGUUUUUUUGUUUAUAUGUGUCUGUGAUUUAGGCAAGUCUGUCUUACUUCGUUGCCAACUGUCCCAUUUUUGCCGGGACUGUCCCGGCAAGCUGGAGUCUGUCCCAGGCAAUUCACUCUCCCGGGACAGUCCCGGCAACUUGCUGGGCCAUGUGCUUUUAUUAUGUUCCCUCGGACUAUAACAGCCUGUUACAGUCUGAGGGACUUCAGGACAAAACUGCUGAGAGAUGCUGGGGGCUGCAAUGAGGCUGCUGGGGGUGGGAGGAAGCACUAACAGUCUCCCUUCCGAAUUCCCAGUUCUCCGGCACACAGGCUCUUGCUCUACCUCGGGUGAGCAGGCUCCACCCCAUACGAUGCAAGCUUCAUCCAUGCAUGCAAGCCCUGCCUCCCUUCACGCAGCUCUGCCCCCACCAUUAAGCAGCAGACCUUGCUGCAGUUGGAAGAGGCCAGAAAAUGUCUACCUGACCUCCAGUCAGUGCAAGGUAAGCUUGAUUUAGUCAGGUGCGAGUGUGUGUUAGUAAGAAAGCUUGUGCGUGCCAGUGAGCUUGUGUGUAGUGAGCUUGUAUGUAGUGAGCUUGUGUGUGUGUCAGUGCCCAGGCCGACAGAGAAGACCUGCUUUCUUGCUAUGGGCCCUCUUGGGCCGUGAGGAGAUCAAAGAUCUCCCGCACUGGCCCAAGGGCCUUCGUUAGUGACAGGGAGGGCUGGAGGACCUGGGAGGCAGAGCGUUCCUCCCGCGAGCAUGCUGUGCAGAGCGUUGCCGCAUGUUACCAUGGCAAUGCUCCGACACAGCAUUCUGUACGCGGGAGGAGUGAAGACAGCCUGCAGAGGAGCUGCAGACUAUAGACAACUCAUUACCACUGGACCACCAUGGCACAGCACCCCUCACACACACAGUACCCUCACACACAGCACCUCUGACACACAUACACAACACCCCUCACACACACUCAGCACCCCUCACACACACUCACCACCCCUCAUACACUGCACCGCUAACGCACACACUCUGCACCCCUCACACAUACACAGCACCUGUCACACACAGCACCACUCAAACACACACUGCACCCCCCCCACACACACACACACACAGCACACACACAGCACUCCUAACACAAAACACCUCUCACACACAAAGCACCCUCACACACACAUAGCACCUCUGACACAUACGUUAGCACCUCUCACACAUACACAGCACCCCUCAACACACAAAGCACCCCUGACACAAAACACUCCUCACACACACACACACAUCACCCCUCACACAUACACUGCACCCCUCACACGCACACACUGCACCCCUCACACACAGCAUCCCUACACACAAACACACAGAGCAUUCCUACGCACCCCUCACAAAUAGCACCACUAUACACAAACACAUGCACUGCACAUCUCACUGCAGUCUGUGUGUAUUCAGCAGUCUCUUUGUGUAUUCAGCAGUCUGUAUGUAUUCAGCAGUCUGUGUGUGUGUAUAAAGCAGCCUGUGUGCGUUCAGCAAUGUGUGUGUUCAGCAGUCUGUGUGUGUGUAUUCAGCAGUCUGUUUGCAUUUAUCAGCUUCUCAGUGUGUGUUCAGCAGUGUGUGUGUAUUCAGCAGUCUCUGUGUGUGUGUUCAGCAGUCUGCAAGUGUGUAUUCAGCAUUCUGUAUGUAUUCAGUAGUCUGUGUGCGUGUAUAAAGCAGCCUGUGUGCGUUCAGCAGUAUGUGUAUGUAUUCAGCAUUCUGUGUAUAUACAGCAGUCUGUGUGUGUGUAUUCAGCUGUCUCUGUGUGUGUUUUUUGUGGUGUAUUCAGUGUACUGUGUGUACUCAGCAGUCUGUUUGUGUGCACUCAGCAGCCUGUUUGUGUGUACUCAACAGUCUGUGUGUGUGUAUUUAGCAGUCUCUGUGUGUGUAUUCAGCAGUCUGUGUGUGUGUAUUUAGCAGUCUCUAUGUGUGUUUGUUGUGUGUGUAUUUAGUGUACUGUGUGUAUGUAGUUUGCAUUCUGUCUGUGUGUACACAGCAGUGUUUCUGUGUGUAUUCAGCAAUCGGUGUGUGUGUAUUCAGCAGUCUGUGUGUAUGUAUUGUAUGUACGUAUUGCAUUUGUUGGAGGUACCAAUAAAUAUAAACUUAAUUUUUAUUGAUAAUUGAAUAUUUUAUUCCUGUGAAUUGUUGUGUAGGAAGGGCCCCAGUACACUACUUUGCCCAGGGGCCCAUAACACUGUUAAGAUGGCACUGCUUCUGUAGUGAGCUUGUGUGUGUCACUGAGCUUGUCUGUAGUGAGCGUGUGUGUGUCAGUAAGCUUGUAUUUAGUGGGCGUGUGUGUGUCAGUAAGCUUGUAUUUAGUGAGCUUGUGUGUGUCAGUGAGCUUGUCUGUAGUAAGCUUCUGUGUGUCACUGAGCUUGUCUGUAGUGAGCCUUGUGUGUCUAUACACAUGAGUUUAAAAUUACCAUCUCAAUUCCCUGUAAUUCUCUCUUUAUUGAGUAGACUCUGUAAUUUGCACUGUGAUAAGUAGGCGGAUAUUAAUUAUGUGGGUUGGACGUAGUGAGCGGAGCUUUGCGACAGUGGGUGUGGUACAUUUUCAAGGUACAGUAGUAAUUGGUGGCUGUGCUGCAAAGUGUCCAUGGAAUUAUUUUUUAAAUGUUGGCAGCUAAUUCUGCUUAUUGAUAUUUUCUAUUUUUGUAAUGGUUUGGGGUGAAUUGGCUCGGUAUGCAGAGGAAGGACAAGAACUGGGAAGCAAAAGGAAAGUAUUAACAGGAUAAUACAGGCAGGACCAGCACACAGAUAGUCUUUAGCAGGUAAUCAAGUAGUUAAAGGUUAAGCAGGCAAUCUAGGCAGGAUCAGGCAGACUGAGGUUGACCAGGGGUCCAGGCAGGCAGAGGUUAACCAGGCAAUACAGGACAGGAUGAGGCAUGCAAAAUAAUAAUCAGGGAUCCAGGCAGGAUCCGGCAGGCUGAGGUUAACCAAGGCAGGUUCAAGCAGGGCAAGGUUAACCAGACAAGUGAGAGUUAAUUCAGAUAUGAGGCAAAGGAGGCUUGUAACCUCUAGGACUUCACAAGACAACUGUGCAAAGAACACAGGGUGGUCUGGGUUUAAAUAAGGGAGAGGGAAUAUGGGCCUUCCCACAAGGAGGGGCAGAUGGGCCUAUUUAAGUGAAUGGCCCCAUUUAGGUGAGUAGAGGUCCAUGCUCCCUAUGUGGGUGGGACACUAUGCCUGUCUGCCCACUCAACCAGUUGUUUCCCACACUGCUCCCAAAUAUACUGGGUUAGAUCCUCCAGAUUUUAACACUCUGAGGGGAUCCUGGAGCACUGUAGCUCCCCUCCUUCGGCUGACGUUGGUGGGGGAGGAGUGAAGGUGUACCGAGCCAGAACCAAGGGACAUCGUUGCUGGACCCAGGUCAGUGACAGAAGGGGUUUAUAACCCCUUCUGCACCACGAGGGGGGCCGUGAGAGAAGGUAAAGCUAUAGUGCUAGGAAAACAAGAAUGUUUUCCUUCCACUAUAGUUUUCCUUUAAUAAAAUAAAAGGAACAGAUCAGGUCUGUGAGUUUAUAGUGUAGUGUUGGCACUACUUGUGUAUAGAAUGUUAGUAAUAGGACUCAAGAGAUCACACUUUAAAAGGAAGUAAGGAGGCUGAGAAAAAUGGUAACAGAGUAGAAGGGUAUUAAAUAAUCUCCGCUUCUUUCAAUCUCCUGUACGGAAGACUCCAUGAAACCCUGUGACCAAUAGUAUCUUACAACUUAAAUACAAAUGGUGCACUGAAAUGAAUACCUAUAUAUUUCUAUAUUAUAAAUAUAAUCUGUAAAACUGAUUAUUCAAAGUGACUGGGUUUAUGUUGCUAAAAUCAAAAUGCAGCUUGCAUGAACAUUCAUUCUCACCAAGUGUGGGGUAACGUCAAUUGUCAUUGCUUUGGUUACAGUGGCCAAAGCAAUAUUGGGUAAGUAGUCAGCAGAUUUGUGCAUAGUGUUGGUGGGAUGGUUUGAAUAGGUUUUUUAAGUUGUUAGAAGGUCUCAGAUGGGGGUGGGGCCUGACCACGGAGCAGAGCAGAUGCAUGCUGCUGCAGCUCCUGCUUCUGGUAGCAAAUUUUACAGAUUAUCGAUGAAACAAAGCAAUUCCAGACCCAAUACCUGUUACAGGGUGACAAGGGGCAGCAUGCUCUAUGUACCAGUACCAAACAUGCGGCCUACAAACCUGGCUGGAGUGGGAGAGACGGCCGCCCUCCCGCCGAGGCGCGCAGCAGUGCUGACAAGCAAGGAACCCUGUUCCCACCCCUAUGGACCGGCAGGGGUUAUCCCGGUCCCCAGCGACCUGAUAGAUGCUCCUUCAUUGACGUCCACUGCCCACGAUGGUCUGCGACCCGAACAAGGUGGGCCUAGCAACAAGUCCCCAUUACCUCUGGCACAUGUGGUCCCCGACAGGACGAUGGUGGAGUGCUCCCUCUGACGUCUCAACGAGAUAUUCCAGCGAUUCUGGGACCAGCUGGAACAAUGUCUGGUACCACAGUCGCCUAUUAUCGCAACGGAGGUGUGGAGGGAUGGUGACUGAGGGCCAAGCCGGCCUCUCUCGGGCAGAAUCCUGCACAGAGCACAAGCCUGCCUAUGUGGCCCGAAGGCCAUGCGGAGGAUAACUCCACGGAAUCGCCCAUGACGCCAGAAGACCACCUGCCACUGGCAGCGGCAGAACAUCAGGGUCUUCCACAACUCUCCCAAAGGGAAAGACCCGGCCGCACAGUGUACCCGAGUCUGUGGAUCAUGGAUGCGGCCCUUCCUACAGGCCUGGGGCUUGAGAGGGGACAUUGCCUUAUGGAUCCUCCAUACCGCCGCUGUUUCACUGCCUAGUCUAGGCAUUGGCUGACUGUGGACAUGGUACGGGCAUUACCAGCUGCUGCUUUUACUGCAUAGCGGAGUAACGGCUGCCAACCAUUGCUUCCCUCAUACAUGUGGACACUCCAAGUACUCUUAUCGUAUUAUUUUUGCUUUAAACAGUAGUUUAAGUUCACUUGCGAAGCUUUACAUGUGCAGAAAGGGUUACAGUUUGUUGGGUCUUAGGGGCCUAUUUAACCUGCAUUGUAUAUUUAUCUCCCACACCAAGUAUUAUAAGACUGAUUUACUAUUUACUGCACAGAACUCCCCUGCUUAUAAUACACACGAGAUGAGCAACUAUAGUUUCAGAUAGCAUUGCGGGUAGAGUACAGUCUGCUGAUCUGAUAUGCUGCGCAGACGGGCCAGAUCGUGUGGCACUAAGGAUGCUUAGCAGUGGUGGAAUUCAUUUAUCUCAGAGCACAGUGUUAGUUAGGCAUGACAGGCUCCACGUACACAGGCUUCAUAACAUACUUGUUACCACUUUGCUUUCGCACUUUCUGGUUAUUAGCAGGUAUUGGGAAGUCCUGCUGGUUCACUGCUGCCGUACAUUUAGUUAUUUUAGAGAGCACCUACACCUGUUUUUUCUAUUCAUAACAUACUUGUCUGUUUCUCAGACCUCGAUAAGCCGGGUACUAAAGUUAGACCUGGAAACCUAACAAGUAAUUUCGUUUACACUGCUGCAGAUUGUCAUAUCUAACCUGAUUUAUCUUGUCCUUAAUACCUAUUAUCACAAGCAUGUAACAAUAUAUAUACUACGCCAGUACUCCUACUAACGCCUAACAUACCGUAUUCCUACUGGCAACUAUUUUAUUUUAUUUUAUCGCGCACUCACAUUCAGGCACUUAUACAUGCCAGUUACUCCGCUAUUGUUUAGCGUAAAUUGUCUCGCCAGGCAUAUUUGUUGUUAUCAAAAUUAUUUCUACACAAUAAUGUGCUGUAUACUUAACUGCCCUUUACCAACUUAUCCAACUGUGUAUACAACUUAUCUUGUCACUGCUGUCGGGGCAGUGCACGAUUGUAUGUUACUCUGAAGCACACAAAAAAAAAAAGAUUAAGGAGAGAGCGCAGGUAACUUGUUUUUCUUUGGUUUUUACUAUAUUUUGGGGCUGAUGUGUACUGUAGUCUUUCCUGCGGCCAGUAGUGAUGGGAGUGAGCGCAGGACUUAUCGUUCUGCAUUUAUAUAAUUAAUUGGACCUGGAAAUGUUUUGAAAUGUUAGUUAAAAUGCUGCCAAGUGCUCUUAGUUGGAUGCUUGAAGAACGUGAACCAGUGUUGUUAGGUCUUCUGUUUUUGCUGUCUUGUCAACUUAUUUCAGAUGACCCCACCUGUCAACCUGAGGCGUGUUAAUUCCUGCGGGAAAAUUGAGGUAGCAAAAGCAAAUUGAUAUUUAUUGGUAUUAUUUUGCAACAUCUAUAGCAUGCGCCAUUCUAGAACAUUCACAUUUUUGUUCUUCAGCUAAUCCAGUGUUGCUUUGGUUGGUGGUUGUGCUUAGGAUCACUAUCCAGGUGAAUUUCUUUCUAAGCUUCCAAGGCUUUUGUGCACUUAUACAGAUAUUUAUUUUUUAAUUUCACUCACUCCUUCUUUCCUUUUGAAAAAUAUUUUAAAAAAUAUGAAGCCUAUCAUCGAUGGUGGGAACUUGUACAGCUUGUAUGUGCUCACCACGUGAGUCCACACUCUACAUAUCUAGCCAAGUAGAUGACAAAACAGCAUUCCUGUAAUGUCGGUCACCAGGAGAAGAGCUUGAGCUGCAGUGAUUUUUACAAAUCUUCUUAAGAAAUUGAAAAAGUAACAUGUAAUACUAAUUAUAAUGAGAACAAUAUUAUAAAGAUGAUGUAGAAGAUAAACAACAGCAGUAACUACUUAAAGGGAAACGAGAGUGCCAGGAAAACAAACUCGUUUCCUGGCACUAUGGCUUCUCCUCCAUCUUCCAUCUCCAUCAACCCCCCCUUCCCUCCCCCCGUGGUGCAGAAAGGGGUUAAAACUCCUUCUGUCACUUACCUAGGCCCAGCGCCAAAGCCCCUUCAACCCUCCCCCCCCCACCGACACCAGUCUGCGGGGGACACCUAAUGUGCAUGCUGGAUGUCCCCAUGCAUAGCGACUAACAGCCUGGAAAGUCACCUAACAGCCUGGAAAUCCCUCUAGUGGCUGUCUGGUAGACAGCCUCUAGAAGUGGCUGUCUGGUAGACAGCCUCUAGAAGUGGAGUUAACCCUAGCAGGUAAUUAUUGCAUUUCUUCUUGUGCGAAUAUGCCAGGUAGACUAUUUCAACUUACCUCUUGAUAGAAUUUUUUAGCUCCACAUCACCUUCCAUUGGGUUAAACGAGGAGAAGCAGUUGUGCGGACUUCACCCAAGUUUACCAAACUGUUGCCCAGAAAUCACUGUAAAAGUCCAAUGCGUGCACCAUUGCCUAAUGUAUCAAAAGGGCACAUGCACAGUGUGAUGCAUGCAUGUGAACUCAGAAUUUGUACAGACCGCAAGGAUACAAGUAAGUAGAACAAAAUAAAUAAAGUUAUUGCAAAAAAGUAUUUUUUAUUAUAGCACAUAAAAAGGAUAUGAUCACUUCCCAAAAAUGUUUUUCGUACAAACUUUCAUGAAUCGAAUCCAUACAUAAAACAGGUAAGUACUAAACAAAAUAGUCAUGUCUACUCAGGAAAAUCGAUAUCCAAGAAAAAAGUAAAGGUCAAAAGUAAAAAUAACAAGAAAAAAAGGGGGGGAAAGUGUACAAAGUGUAAAAAUAGCUUGUAAAAUAGACAAUGUAUGUGGCUCUGGGGUGGUUCUCAGUAUACUAGUAUUGCGACAAAAUGCAAAAUAAAAAUAAGAAAAACUAAAUUUAAAAAGCAAAAAAGACAAAAGGCUUAGCACAUGAGAAAAAGUGAAACGAAUGAAAAAAAGCUUGAAAAGGAGAAAAAAGACAAAGAAAAUCUAAAAAAGAAUAUACAAAGGUGACACGAGGAAUGCCUUGACUUAAAGGAUUAUUCAUGCACCAGUUGCUAGACUCUUUAGUGAGCACCACUGACUCCUGAGUGACAUCGUAUACUCUUUUUACAAGUAAGUAGGCUUGCCUUGCAGUGAAGCCAUAGCAUUUGACACCAUCACAAAGUUUGUUUUGUAGUCUUGAUGGGAUCUUUUAAUUACCGAUGACACUUAGAAUCCAAAUACCUCCAUGCUAACUUUUCCAUUCUAAGCCAUCAGAAAUGUUUUUGUUGGAGGUGAUAUCCGUGAUGGAAAACAUUUUAGCGAUACGUCUGCUUCUAACCACUGAUCUAUAAUUUGUAUUGUAGUAGUUGGCUUCUAACCACUGAUCUAUAUUUUGCAUUGUGGUAGUUGGGUUGCUCAGAAAAAAUUGCCCUAGCAGAAGUGUUUAUUUUUUUCAGGUUAGCAUCGUAGUAACCAUAUAUCCUUCUGAAUAAUUUGUGAGAAGGUGAUAUCAUAUUGUUUCAUCAUUUUGUAUUGUUUAGGAGCCCCCUAUCAAUGAUGUCCAUCAUGUAUAUCCUACGGCCGAUGUUCCAGACCAUGUUCAUUACACAAUUGGCGCUGUCAUACUCGCAGUAGGGAUUACAGGAGCCGUUGGAAACUUUCUGGUCAUCUAUGCUUUCUGCAGGUAUAUCCAUGGGUUACAAUCACAACUCAGAUGUUUCUAUAUCACCACCUUAUCCCUGUCCUACAAUUUACUAUAAUCUUUACACAUUCUAUAUGCUUAAAUUGAUUGUAUAUCACUGUCCUUGUUCUAUUUUUCUUAUUAAAUGACAUACAUAUUAAUUUUAAAUUCAAGAUUAAUUUACCUAGGCAUGGCGGACUUCAUUGGCACAAAAAUGACAAAAUCAGUCUGUGUAAUCUUCAUUUUGAAAGUCAAUGUUAAUCACAUCAACUUUGGAAAAUUUACCAUGCUCCAAUCUUGUCAUGACCCAAAUCCUGACCCUCCCCCCAUCCACCCAACCACACAAAAAAAAUCAACAGACUGGAUCAACGUUAAUUUCUUGCUGGGCUCGGUAAAAAGGGUGCAGUGGCUAAACCCGUGCUGGAUAAUUAAAUGCUGCUGGGUUCUCAAAACUAAUCAGGAGUCAAUUCAAUUUGUGUGAUAUAAUUUGGCAGCUGUUUUAGACUGCUCGUUGCAAUUUCCGUCACGGUGUUCACAAAUCUGAAAUGAUGGAACAGAGCAUGUUUUAUCUCUUUGUUCUUUUAAAUUUCUAGGAGCAGAAGCCUUCGAUCACCAGCCAAUAUGUUCAUUAUCAAUCUUGCAAUAAGUGAUUUUUUUAUGUCAGUAACACAAGCCCCGGUGUUUUUUGCAACUAGUCUUCAUAAAAGAUGGAUCUUUGGAGAAAAAGGUACGUAAAUGAUAUAACUAUCUAGAGUGAACCACUUCUAUCCUAUGGACUGGAUUCUGAAGUUGGACGUAGCCAUUUGUUCUUGAACUUGAGACAGAGAGGGGUAUUCUUAUUAAACCUUACACACGUAUUAAGGGUUAAGACGUGUGUAGAGGAAAUUGUGCCUUUUAGCUGAACACAGCAAUGUGAAUUGUUAGUGUAGGACUCACCAAUGAGGUUUCAACUUGACAUGGCAGGUGAGCCUACAAUUUAAUGACCAAUAGAGUGAUACUAAAAAUCUCCUGUUAUUUAGAUAUGCUUUCUCAAUUCCUCUGUUGGUAGGGUUGUCACCUUGCUGGUAUAAUACCGGCACAGCCGGUGUUUCAAGCUGUCUGGCCAGUGCUGAUAUUGCAAAAAUACUUGCAAUGCAAAGGCCAGUAUUUUUUUCUGAGUAGACUCUGGGGGAGUGGUGAGAGACAUGCAGCUAGAAUAACCACCUCUGUUAUACAUGGCAUUGCUAUAUACACACAAUGACACACACUCAGACACAGUAUACAUACAGUGACAUACACUGAUAUACAUACACACAAAGACAAAUACUAAACACACACACCGAGACAAAGUAUACAUAUACUGACAUACUGACACACUGACACAAACACACUGCUAUACACACACUCAGACACAGUAUGUACACACUACUGUACACACUCAAUCGGACAGGAUACACACAAUGACACAAUACUAAACGUACACACUCAGACACAGUAAACAUAUACUGACAUACUGACACAAACACACUGCUAUACACACACUCAGGCCCGGACUGGCCAUCGGCCACACCGGGCAAAUGCCCGGUGGGCCUCGGUGGCCGUGGGCCUCGGCUGGCAGGGGAGGUCCCAGGAUCUCUCCUGCCGGUCUUUGCAGGCCUGACACUAUCCGAGCGCCGGCCCUGCAGUAGUCCACGGCGGGCCGGUGGGGAGAUCAAAGAUCUCCCUCACUGGCCCACAUACUGUAUACUGCGGCCGCCGGCGGGGAGAAAGGGAGGGAGCCAGCCUGCCAGGAGAGGAACCUGGCGGAACUCUAACUUACAGCUCCGCCGGGUCCUCUCGCGAGAUUCGGAGCGUUGCCAUGGCAAUGCUCCGAAUCUCGCGAGAGUGAACUCUAGCCUUACAGGCUAGAGUUCACUCACCACUAAGACCACCAGGGAUGGAUGGUGGCAGGAGUAGCAGGAUCCCCCUCCCAGGCAUAAGGUAAGCAGGGAGGUGGGAUAAAAUCACCUAACUCACAUCAGCCUCACAGACACCCCUGUCCCUCACAGCACCCUCACUCACAAAAACACACACACUGCACCCCUGUCACUCACAGCACCCUCACUCACACACUCACUACACUGCACUCCUAACACUCACAGCACGCACACACACCCUCACUCACACACUCACUGCACCCCUGACACUCACAGCACCCUCACUCACACACACUCACACACACUCACUGCACCCCUGACACAGCACCCUCACUCACACACACACACUGUACCCCUGACACUCACAGCACCCUCACUCACACACUCACUGCACCCCUGACACAGCACCCUCACUCACACACACUCACACACUCACCCCUGACACAGCCCCCUCACACACACACACACACACACACUGUACCCCUGACACUCACAGCACCCUCACUCACACACACACUGCACCCUGACACUCACAGCACCCUCACUCACACACACACACACACACACUGCACCCUCCUCACACACACCCUGACACUCACAGCACCCUCACUCACACACACACACUGUACCCCUGACACUCACAGCACCCUCACUCACACACACACACUGUACCCCUGACACUCACAGCACCAUCACUCACACACACACACUGUACCCCUGACACUCACAGCACCCUCACUCACACACACUGCACCCCUGACACACACAGCUUCCUCACACACACACUGCACCCCUGACACACACAGCUUCCUCACACACAUACACUGCACCCCUGACACACACAGCUUCCACACACGCACAUAGCACCCUCACGCAAAUACAGCACCCACUCACAUACAGCACACACACACAGCACCCUUACCCACAUAGCACCCUCACGCAAACAGCACCUAUCACUCACACACACACACUACACACCUCACACACAUACACUGCACCCGUCUUGCACACACACUACACCCCUUACACACACACAGUACCCUCACGCAAACAGCACCUAUCACUCACACACACACACACUACACACCUCACACACAUACACUGCACCCGUCUUGCACACACACUACACCCCUUACACACACACAGUACCCUCACACACCCUGCACAGUAUGCUUUCCUAGCAUUUUUGUCUCCUGUUAUCCCAACUAUGGAGAAACCAGAGACAAAUUUCAAGCAAACACAGUGCAAGCAUGUUAUUGAAUUUGCUUGCGCUGUGCAGAACAAAUACAGGGUCUUUUUCUCAUGCCAGAGCUCUUAAGCAGAGCUCUGCGCAUGGUCUACCCUGGAAGAGCAUUGAACCAAUAUUCUCUGGCCCCGCCCCCUUUUUAGUGGGCCGCUGUAAUUAAAAAAUGCCCGGGCAAAAUUUUCUUCCCAGUCCGGCCCUGCACACACUUAGACACUGUAUGUACACACUAAUGUACACACUCAAUCAGACAGGAUACACACAAUGACACAAUACUAAACAUACACACUCAGACACAGUAUACAUACAUUGACACACAGGCACAAACACAUAGUAUACACACUGCUACACACACACACAAUGACACUCAGAAACAGUAUACACACACUAACGUAUUUCUCUUUCUCUAAUGUCACUCCCUGUGAUGUUAACUAACAUCUGAUGAUGUCCUGUGAUGUCACACAUAUAUAAUUAAUUAAGCAAAUUAGCAUUGCUGGUAUUUUUUUCAAGAAGGGUGGCAUGUUUAUGUAUUACUAAGAAAAGUGAAAUAGAAAAGGUUAGAAUGCCUUAUUUAAUUAGUUGUUUACAUUGAGUUGGAUGUAAUAAUGUUAUAUAAAGUGUAGAUAGUCUGAAUUAUCCCUCUUUGGAUGAUGGUACUCAUGUUAUUCAUCUCAGAUGAAUGAAAGUCAGUGCUGAGAUUCUGAGAACAGAUAUUAAGCCGAAUAAGAAUGAAUAAAAGAAGGAAAAACCUAUUCACCAGUGGCUGGGUAUUAUAGCCAUUGCAUGCUUAGUAAUAUUAAAGGGCAACUGUCACCUCUUCAGAUAUUUCAUAUCUGUUAUAUUGUUAUAUGGUUAAGAAAUAUGUAUUUGUGAAAUGUGAAAAAUGCAAUAAAAUGUAGAAAUCCACGUCUUGUUAUCCUGUAACUGGGCGCCUCCGUCUUAGCUCCCUGUCAGUCAGCAUAGAGAAAGCAUUCAGAGAAGAUAAUACUGGUUUUAUCUCUCUUCCUUUUUUGCACUUUGUGACCUCACUGCCUGGAGUGAACUGGGCUGUGAUGUCAUUUGAUAACUUUGUAACACACAAAUGGCACGUCACAUGUAAAAAAGAUUUUGGUGAUUCACAUUUUCUUUUCAGUAUUGUAAUUUCCAGACAGUGACAGUCACUCCUUUAAUUCUGUUUGAAAUUGUAAUUGAGUUGGUUUGAGUGGACACAAGACGUGAAGAGUCUCAUAGUCCUGGGUCAUGCUGGAAUAGCUAAACUGCAAAGCCAAGUUUCAUGACAAGUUGGAUCUAGUGACAUCUGCAACCUGUAGAUUGAGAACUAGUUAUCUCCAAGACACAGAGGUGCCUGGGUGGGAUCUAUAUUGGUUUAGUUAACGACCCCUGUUAAGAACACCUGUACUGUGAUCAAAAAAAGGAAGUCCUGGGGGCAGGGCCUGACUGCCAUGCUGGGCAGACGUGUCUCGUAAGAGCUCCAGAACAUUAAGCACUAAACUGAGGAUUUCUGCCCAAAACCCGACAAGAAAACUAGUCAAAAAGGCAGCUCACCUUUUUAAGCAGUACCAGAGCUCAAAACAAGUGGACACACCGGACCAUAAUCGGGGAAAAGCCCCGGAGAACAGGAUGAUUGACCUGCGGCCUGGUGAACCCUGGGGAAGCGGCCGACCUCAAAUUGGGGAUCUCCCAGACAGCAGCGGAAAACACAGCACCAAGCCUUGUAACCCCUCCCCCCCCCAAUGGACCGGUGAGGGAUAUCCUGGUCCAAGAGACAAACCAGCGGAGACCAUCAAACUGGCCUCCAUAAGCGGGAAACACGACGACAGCACCAAUAUGGCAGACGCCAUGUGUGCAACACCUACCAGCACCCAAACUUUUCAAGCAACCUCACUUGAUAGAAUUUUUGAGGACUUCUGGGGAAAACUCACCCAAGUGCUGCAGACACCCUCCUUGUACAAGCCGAGCGAUAGCUUCACACACAAGCUGCCCCAAAGUCCUCGGCUCCCUCCAGCAACCGGGGUCUCAAGCCGGUGGCACCUUUACAAACACCCUCCUGCCACGAAAAACAAGAAAGCCCCAGAGGGAAUACCGACACUCAAGCGCAAAGGAGGACGGAUAAAAGCACCAGGAUAUCGACCACAGACAGCCCGAGCAUACACCAACAUACCUGCAUGAAGAGUAGCCACCAGACGGCAAGCAACAGUGCACACCACUACUGUGACAUAUCCUCGCUACUUCUCCACAAGCACAAGGACACUGCGACAGCACGGAAAGCACCUGAAGGAUCACCCAGCGAGCUACGGUCCAAACAACACUCUGGUCCAGACCAUGUCAGCGGGAGGCACACUCUCAUCGAGGUACCAAGAGGAACUCUGACUACACCAAGAGGCUUACGUCACCGAUCCGUUGUAAGCCGGGACAGCCAGCAGCGCUUACCCUGGUCACGGGACUCUAUCCGCCCCUUUGAGGGCAUAGGCUUAGCAGGGGUCCACUGGUCAUACCCUGACCCUCGGAGGAGAUACCAUGCAAAUCUCACACAUGAAGGACGCUAUCCUGCCAUUUCUACAUUGUUAGAUUUUUCUUAUUUAGUUCUCUCAACUUAACUUUCUUAAGGGUAGCAGGUACAAGUCUAUUUUAUUCAUGUUACACACCGUGUUUUCUAGUGCAUACGCUCUCUCACCUAGCAUCUACACACACGAGCUGAUGGAUAGGAUGUUACACCAUAAGUAAAGUUGUAAACCAUGUUAUAUGAGCAGCACUUUUUUCAUAUGUCUAAAUCUAGCUGCCAAAUCAAUAACCAAGGCAGUGCCUCACACUGAUGCCAGUCAGCACACUGCGGUAUCACGUUAAAUAUAAUUAACCACUGUUCUCCGACCCGCUCAUGCAUAGAUUAGUCUCACCUAACUCACUGCCACUGAGCUGAUCUUGUGAAAUAAAAUAAAGUCCUAGCCUGAGUACUACUCCCAAGACGCUAAGCCAGUCUAUCAAGCAUACUACUCAACAUGUCUAGCAUACCAAGUUUAUUAAUCACUUUAUCCUUUUACUGCGGGAACCUUCUUGCAGACGUGUGCAAAUAGCCUGUUUAACUCUACUUGUUUUAAAAAAAAAAAAAAUGUGCUUUCACUUUAAUGCCAUAUACGUGAAACUUUGUGUUUUCAAUGUACUUGCAUAUGCCAUUGUUGCUUUGUAAGAAUUUUUGUUACCUCGUGCACAACGAAAAAAAAAGAAUUAAAAAAAAAAAGGAAGUCCUAUUUUUAUCCUUCAUCAAGUUUCGACUGAUGUUUGGUUGGGCGGCUAUAUCACAGAUCACUUUGCGGGAAAAGGACAGAGACUUUGGCGGGGAUACUCUGGUCAAGUUGAAAGUUUAGGAGCUCCACCACAAUCUCAGCCAUGGAAGCAGGGCCAUCCACCGCUAUAUCGACACGCUGAGGUUAAAAGCUUUAUUUCUGCACUCUGAGGGGGGGCCAGGGACUCUAAUAUGCAGUCCAAAACUAUAGUGUUAGGUAUACGUUUGUAUUACUAACACUAUAGUGUUCCUUUAACUUACCUUUUAUCAGUAGAAUACCGUAAUCCAAAAACCAUCAAUUGAUGUCAUACUAUUAAAAUUCUAAAUUGUAAUUUUACUUUGAAUUCUCUACCAGUCACAAUUUAGUGACCAACACUGCUAACUUGUGAAUAUGGCCUAUCCAGGAUUUUCUUCUCAAUACUCAUUGCUUCAAGAACAGCUUAGCACUCUGGACAGUAACAUUCAGACAUUAUUUCAUUCAUACAUUGCAAAAAAAAAAAAAUUAUAUUCUUGAAUAUGUCAUUCGUUGCAUGUUCUUACUCUCUUGUACAUCCUUGGAAUGAAAGACAUCACAAUACAAUUUCCUCUGUAAAAAUGAUUUAAAUAAGUUAUUUAUCGUUGGAAUAAUUAUAUGAUAAAAAAAAAAAUACAAAAAAAUACAGUGAAUGUUUACCAAUGUCUGAGUAUGUAUAAUUUGAAGAAAACAUAAUUAUAUGAGCUCUUUAUCAGUAAAUAAGUACAUGAUACAACAAAUGCAUUUGUUUUAAAUUAUGUUUCUACUGAAUUAAAUGAAAAACAAUUUAGAAAAAACAAACUUUGUUGUGUAAAAACACUUGAAUGAUCCUUUGUUUGACUGCUGUUGCUUGCCCACAGCACUUAAUUCAAAUUUUAUUAUCUUUCAAGCGGGCGCGAUGAGCCGAGAUUAUUAAACGUGUUUUCAAUUCCAACUGUAGAACAAACAUCCCCAAAACAUUGCAAUUGACCUUUGCUACCUUUAGCUAAAAAACUAAAUCAUGCGUAUUGGUAAAUGGGUAUGGGUAAGUGAAUGGGUAUUUUUACGCUCUGUUUAGGGUUUUUAAAAAUACCCCUCUCUGUCUUACGAGAGAUUUUGCAUUUUACCAUACCAAGUAGCAACUAGCAAGGUGAAUUGUUAGUGUAGGACUCACCAAAGAGGUUUUACCUUGACGUGGCAGGUGAGCUUACACUUUAAUGGCCAUUGGAGCGAUACUAAAAAAUGUGCAUAUACAUUUGGGAUAGCGUGCUAGUAACCUUUUUUGGUUUUUAUUCUAUAUAUUGGGGCUGAUAAAUACUAUAGUCAUUGCUACCAGGAGCGGUGGGAGUUUAGGCGCAGGGCUUAAUUUUGUGUGUUUCAGUUCCAGCUGUGUUUUGUUUUUUUGUUAGGUUGUGAGUUGUACGCUUUCUGCGGUGCACUUUUCGGAAUUACGUCUAUGAUUACAUUGAUGGUGAUUGCACUGGAUCGGUAUUUCGUAAUCACACGACCGCUUGCCUCCAUCGGAGUAAUGUCUAAGAAGAAAGCAGUGCUAAUCCUUUUAAGUGUGUGGCUGUAUUCUUUGGCAUGGAGCCUACCUCCCUUCUUUGGUUGGAGUAAGUUGGAUUCCUUUUUGAUAGAUGGGAUGAAUUAAGAAUGAGACAGUGCUCCUGCAGUUUCAGAUACGACACGAGAAACAAAAGAUUAUUGGCUUGCAAGUAACGUUUAGAUAUUUUUAAGUACAAAGCCGAGAGCUCCGGCUUCCUUCGCAACAUUUAAAUACCUUGAACACUUUGCCGGAAUCGCAUUAGCAAUUGAACAAAAAAAGAUAAGCUGAUUAAAUUAAAAGCAUGUCAAAAUACAUAAUAAACUGUUAUGAAACUGCAGAAGUGCCAGUCAGUGGUGACUUUGUAAGGUAGCUAAGAUUACAAAACAAGAAAUGCAGUAAGCUGUGAAAAUGCACUGCAAUAUAUAUAUAUAUAAGAAUAAAGUAAAACCUAUGUUUGUGAGAACUAAAAGUUAAUUUACUGAAGACUGAGCUAGGGUCAGAAAUCAUAAUUAAUGGAUUUUUAAAAUGUAGGUCAAAAUAAUUGAGUCGUAAAAAUUCUGCACAGUUGAAAGAAACAGGAAUAAAUAGCAGGUAAGAUAACAUAAAAAUCCCCAAAAUGCGUCAGGUAAAAUUCUUCAUACUACGUCACUGAUGGUCUAAAGCCCCGACUACCAUGUAGAUUGGCACCAAUAGUUUUGUGCAUUAUUUUUUGGUCACCCAACUGCUAGGUCAUUUUAAAAUUAAAUUGAUAAAAUAAGUGGUCAUCACAGAACUAAAGAAAUAUCCGGUACAAUGUGCAUGGAGUUUUUUUAUGCACAUGUUGUACCAAAUAUUUCUUUAGUAGUGAUAUUGAGUUAAUAAAACUGUUUUAUUUAUUUUGAAUUGUGGUGCCCCCUAGUGUUUUUAAUUCGUAAUUGUCUUCAUUUCUUUAUUCUAACAUAACUUACCUAAUACACUUUAAAGGACCACUAUAGUGCCAGGAAAACAUAUUCGUUUUCCUGGCACUAUAGUGCCCUGAGGGUGCCCCCACCCUCAGGGACCCCCUCCCGCCCGGCUCUGGAAGGGGGAAAGGGUUAAAAACUUACCUUUUUCCAGCGCUGGGCGGGGAGCUCUCUCCUCCUCCUCCUCCGUUCCUCCUCCUGGGCUGAAUGCGCACGCGCGGCAAGAGCUGCGCGCGCAUUCAGCCCGUCGCAUAGGAAAGCAUUCUCAAUGCUUUCCUAUGGACGCUUGCGUGCUCUCACUGUGAUUUUCACAGUGAGAAGCACGCAAGCGCCUCUAGUGGCUGUCAAUGAGACAGCCACUAGAGGAAACAGGGGGAAGGCUUAACCCAUUCAUAAACAUAGCAGUUUCUCUGAAACUGCUAUGUUUAUGAAAGAAUGGGUUAACCCUAGAUGGACCUGGCACCCAGACCACUUCAUUAAGCUGAAGUGGUCUGGGUGCCUAGAGUGGUCCUUUAAUCACAUCAACAAUAACAUUCAACGGCAGUGUUUGAACAACAUUAUGCAUGUAAUAUCAUGCUUCAUAGUCAAUUCUGUAGCAAGAAAUAAGAUAAAGCGUUUGUUCUGUAUACUUUAAAUGUGUGGAGGAUUGACAUGAUAAUUGCAAAAUGUAGGCCAAUAAAUCAGAGGUUUUACUAAACAUUGAAUUUGGAUAUUCACUCAGGCAAUGCAAAUUUAAUGCCAAAAUAACAGAUCUAGAAACAAUUUAUCUAUUUUUGCCUAAAGAGUGCAGAUACCUGGUCAAUCCUGAUAAUUCGUAGUUUAGCGAAUAAGCCUUUAAAUAAGUUGGGGAAAAAAAUGCUGAAUUUGUGAUUUAUUUAUUUUUUUAAUUUCAGAUAUUGUAGGCGAAAACUUCUAAUUGAAUUACUAAUUCAUCGCAGUUUUUAGUUUAAAGAAUAAGCAACAGUGUUUUUAUAACUCCGAUUGUAAUGGUGUUGAGUGCAUACAAGCACAAUUCCUCUUUUGUUGUGUAUUCACAUAGAAAAAAUAUAAUACAGCGUCCAGAUGUUUUAAAAACCUAUCUUACACAAUUUAGAUUUUUAUAAACAUCGCACAUUCGAAAAUACAUGUAUUAAAAUAAUUAUGAAUCGACUUGGUAGUAAAAUAAUAUGAUUUUAGUUGUUCGGCCACUGGUACCAUCUUACAUUUUAUAGAUCAUCAAUAUAUCUGUAUGUUUUAUUAUGUCACCCACAUGCCUUCUCAAUACCAGUUUAUACAUGUGGUUAAGAACUCAAAUAAGAGGGAUGUGAGUUAUUUGUAUGUAUUCGUGUUACUUAACAUUUUGUUAGCAACCCACAUCCUAUUUUAACAUCGGUAGGUUCUGAUGGAUUUUAUAAAAAUCCAUGUUUAUUAUGUUUUUGUGAUAUCUCCAGUGUCACAAGGGAUUGAAAUGCUUCCAACAAUGUAUAAACCUCAUAGAAUACCUUGAAAUGUAUAUAUAGAGAGCACCAGUCAAUGCUACACUAACCAUAAUGUUUGCAGGUGCGUAUAUCCCUGAAGGUCUAAUGACGUCCUGUACUUGGGAUUACAUGACCUUCACUCCUUCUGUGAGAGCCUACACAAUGCUUCUGUUCUGUUUCGUCUUCUUCAUACCUCUAUUUAUUAUUAUAUAUUGCUACGUCUUCAUUUUCAAGGCCAUCAAGAAUACCAACAGGUAAUUUAAUUCAGACAGACCUACAGGUUACCACUACGAUUCCCAUUGUGUGUGCUUGCAAUGAGUUUAACAUUGUAAUUAAAUACGCUAAUAAUGUAUAAAUAAGACUACAUUCCAAUCUACGAGCAAUAGACGGGUAAAGAUGGCUUUUAGAAAUGUGACUUUUAAAAGGAUGCGAUUGUGUUAUACGGUGUGAUAAGUAUAUUUGUUUGCUUUUUUAAUCUUUAGUAUUUAUUUAGUGUUUUUUCGAAAUACAACAUGAAAUAUAUGCAUUAAAAAGUACAAAUAAUACAGUUAAAACAUUAAACAGAGAUCUUACUUCAGUAUUCGUGGUUAUAUAUUGUAGUAAUCUCAUUAUGAGACCUGGACAUAGAUGACAAACACAUAUAUAUACAUUAACAAUAUGACCAGGGCCAGAUUAAGAGCCCAGUGGACCUGGUGCUGACAAUUUUAUGGGCCUAUUUACAGAAUCGUAUCGACCAAAAAUACUAAAACAAUCAUACCUCCCAAGCGUCAUAUCUGACGAAGAUGGUGUUGGAGGGAAACUCAAAGGAUGCAGCUAUACGAAAACACAUAUUCUAUCAAUUACUCUCUAAUUUAUGCUUUCGUCUUUCAAGUAAAUUCAUACCCCCUAACAGCAGUGUCUAGUGAAGCAGGAAGUCAAUGGGCGGGGUAAAAGAGUGUGCCACUGGCGCGAAUCACGUGACCAGACCUGACAAAAGGGGUGAAGAUGCCCAAAAAGGGGGCAUGUUUGUCCAAAGAAUUGGAAGGCCGGCCUGGCCUGAAUGCAUGUCAGGCUGCUUGCCAAUCACGCAGGCUGUCCAACUAAGGGCAUACUAGGCAGACAGCACCUUAAGCUUGACAUAAAUGCAUCAAAUGAUGCACCUACUCCACGCUUUCUAAGGACUGUCCCCUAGCACUCACAUGUACACUUGUCUCCUUAUCAUUUUACUAGCAGGCAGAAGUUCCUGGUGUAUAGUCUAGGACAGAGAAAAGGUGUAUGUAGUGAGUGUAGAAAAAAGGGGACAUGCCACAGUGUUAGAGAGACAAAAGUCUGCAUUAUCUAAACUAAGUUUGUCAGCCAGUCCACACAAGUUUUGUUACCAUGCUUCCAAACUUAAAGGGAUACUAUAGUCACCAGAACAACUACAGCUUAUUGUAUUUGUUCUGGUAAGUAGAAUCAUUCCCUCCAGGCUUUUUGCAGUAAACACUGUCUUGUCAGAGAAAAUAACUCUGAUGGCCACUCCUUAGAUGGCUGCUAGAGGUGCUUCCUGGGGCAGUACUGCCUAGUGUAUAGCACUGCCAUUAUUCAGUGAGAUACAAUGAAUCAAUUUAUCUUCAUGAAGAGAUGCUGAUUGGCCAGGGUUAUGUUUGACUUGUGAUGGCUCUGCCCCUGAUCUGCCUAGUUGACAGUCUCAGCCAAUCCUAUGGGGAAGCAUUGUAAUUUGCUCAGACUACCACUUCUGAUGAUGUCAGUAGACAGAGUCAGUUCAGAGGCAGACAGGGACAGAGCCAGCAGCUGCAGACUUCAAUACAAGUAAGAUUUUACUAUAUUUAGGGAGGCAAGAGGGGACCAGGGGGGCUAAAUGGUGGUUUUAACAUAAUAAGGUCAGAAAUACAUAAUUGUGUUCCUGACCCUAUAGUGUUCUUUUAAGCAAGAGUAUGUGAAGAGUAGUUAGGGUUGCCACCUUUCUUGGAAAAAAAUACCAGCCUUAUUCAUUUGUAUAAUUAAUUAGUUAUGCUUGACAUCACAUGAUGUAAAACACAAGGAGUGACAUAAGAGAAAAUUAUGUAAAAUCACCAACAAACUACUUACAGUUUGAUUCUGCUGUAUAGAUGGAUUGCUCCCAGUGUCUCAGUCUCGCAAGUCACCCAGUCUCUCAGUGUCCCUAUGAAUCACAGUAUCAGUGUCCCCAUGUCGCCCAGUCCCCUAGUCUCCCAGUGUCUCAGUGUUCUUAUUUCUCCCAGUGUCCCCAUGUCUCAGUGUGUCCCCAUCUCACUAGGAUACUGGUGGACACAGUGAGACAUGGGGACACUGAAAGACCCGGGGACACUGAGCCACUUGGGGACACAUGGGGCACUGAGACACUUGGGGACAUGGAGACACUGAGUCACUAGGGACACUGAGGCAUGGGGACACAGAGACUGUGAGACUAGGGGAAACUGGGAGCCAUGGGGACACUGAGACAUAGGGACACAGAGACUGGGAGACUAGGGGACACUUGGAGACAUGGGGACACUGUGUCCCUAGUGUAUCUGUGUCCCCAUUUCUCCCAAUGUCCCCUAGUGUUUCAGUGUCCCCAUGUUUUCCAGUGUCUCCAAGUGGCACUGGCCGGUGCAGGUAUUGCAGAGUAAUCUCCGUUUAUACUGAGAAAAAUACCUGCAUUUGUAUUGCCGGUAUUACUGCAAUACUGCAGCCUCAAAUACCGUCUGUGCCAUUAAAAUACCAGUCAGGUGGCAAACCUAAGAGUAGGGUGUAUAAAAACAAAAACAAAUAAAAAAAUUUUUUUUUUAUUUUUUUUUAAUGGGCCUAUUCCAUUGGCCUGGGCCUGGAGCUGCAGCUCCAUCAGCCCCUAUGUUAAUCCGGCCCUGAAUAUGACAGCUGUACACGGCAGCAUAAGACUUCAAACAAAAGGUGUACAUGGAGAGUUAUUCAUUUGUGAGUUGGAUUCAUUUUUUGUAAUAGAUGAACAGCAAGAUUUUUGUACUUGUUAAAAACCUACUAAUAGUUGGAGUUAUUAAUCUUCUCCAUAAUUUAUUUCCAGAUAUUAUACUUCAGUAGUUUUAAUGGGUUAUUUCUACUUAAAUAUAAUUCCAUUUGCAUUAGUAAAGAUAUUGUGUUUCUAUCUCCUUCCAUUCUGGAGUGGUGGGCGUUUUCCAGUAUCGGGCUACUGUUAGUUUAGUAUAAUUUAGCUUUAUCUUCGAUGUCUGAGGCCAAUGGAUGUUUAAAAGAUAGGAUUCAGGGAGAAACGCGUGUGGUAAGUAUGUUUGCAUUGAUGUUAUUAGUAAUGACAGUAACACUGUUCUAUUGCAAUUCUAGUACUAUAAGAUAAUGGAAAUAUUUUACAUUUUUUUGUAGAAAACUAUUUUCCAGUCAAUUUUCUACAAUUCCCAAUUUUGUGAAUAAACCAAGCAGUUAUCUUUUAGUACUGUUUUAUAAUGUAAGAAUUCGUAUUGCGUUCCUUUAUCAAAUACGUCCAAAUAAUCCCAUCAACAAGCAGAAAGACACUUUUUAACUAAACUAUGCUGUUUCUCGUAUUACAGGGCUGUUCAGAAAAUUGGUUCUGACAACAAUAAGGAAUCUCAUAAGCAGUAUCAGAAAAUGCAAAAUGAAUGGAAAAUGGCAAAAAUUGCUCUUGUUGUCAUCCUUCUCUAUGUUAUUUCAUGGUCCCCCUACUCUACGGUUGCCCUGGUGGCUUUUGCUGGGUAAUUUCAUUUUAAGUGAUAUAUUUAUAUUAAACAAAAUCUGUCAUUGACCAUAUUCUUUUUACAAAAAAUAAUCAUCGGCCAUAUGUUUUUUUAAAACUAAAUUUGAGAAAAAAUAAGUUCUAAACAAGAUGCAAGUAAAAACAUAGAAAACUGUUGGUGGAUUAUCUUGAAUUAUUUAAUUUUAUGAACCAUUUGCAUCUCACUAAAAGCUAUAUUGGAGCUGCUCUUAAAUGUUGAUAUUGUCGCUGGUUUGGACAAUUUUGCAAUACACACAAGUAGUAUCUGUCAGCUUCAAACAUAUUUGGAAAUGUUUAUUUUUAUUUUUUAGUCAUAUUUUUAUUGCACAUUCUGUUUAAUUUAGAAUUUCUUAUCUCCUGCUCUGUUAAUAGCUUGCUAGACCCUGCAGGAGCCUCCUGUAAGUGAUUAAAGUUCCAGUUACAGAGCAGGAGAUAAAAACUAAAGUAAGUUUUAACGUGAAACCAAUCGUAUAAUGCAGGCUGUGUCAGUCACAGCCAGGGGAGGUGUGGCUAGGGCUGCAUAAACAGAAACAAAAAUGAAUUAACUCCUAAAUGACAGUGAAUUGAGCAGUGAUACUCCAGGAGCAUGAUCUAUACUGCUUCAUUAAGCUAAAGUUGUUUUGGUGACUAUAGAAUCCUUUAAGGAUUUUUGUAAACAUAUAUUACUAAAAUGGGAUUUUUUUAAAAUUAUUAUGAGAAAGAAACAUUAGGAAAAUGUAUCCCAAUUUAAGUACAAAACAAAUGUUUUACACUUGUGUUUUAAUAGAGCAGGUCAUAAGAUAAACUAUAAAUCUUUUAAUAACAUUUGAUUUAAAUCUGACAUUUCCUUUCGGUUUGUAAUUCGUUAUCUGUGGAUUAAUCUCCGUCACACAAAAACAUCUUUCACCAAUUGAAAUUAGUUUUCUACCAGGCCAAUAAAACAGCCAGCACAAUUGACAUAAAAAUCUGAAAUGUUGAUGAAGGCCAAAUAUAAUUGGUUUCCAGUUUUACUGCUGUAAUACAUGUUCGGUUGCACGGGCAUAUUUAGCCUGUCUGUUACUUCACUAGAACGCACAUUCCAUGUUAAAAAAGGAAUGCUGCAUGGAUGUUGGGCAGGAAUGAAAGAAUUUUAAGUAUCCAGUUGAAUAGAGAAUAAUUGCUCUGGUUAUCCCCCCAUUGGCUGAACAUAUUCUAAUUUAGAUCACUAACAUGCAGAUUCAAACAUGUUUAAUUUACAUGGGGUCCAGUAUGGCUAAAGAUUACGUGAAAAAGUCUAUCUACAUAUUGUAAUUAACUACGAAAGAUCAACAUGCUUAUGGAAAACGCAGGAUGAUUUGCAGAUGGUAUUUAGGAGGUGAAGCUCGUUGACCUAUAUUCAUUUAUAAAUGAUCUGCUUCGUAAUCCUUUUUCUUGCAGAUACUCAAGUUUCCUUACUCCAUAUAUGAACUCUGUUCCGGCUGUGAUUGCAAAGGCGUCUGCUAUUCAUAAUCCUAUAAUCUAUGCCAUUACUCAUCCUAAAUACAGGUAUGUUUAACUAUUAUUUUUUUAAGUGGUUUCUCCUAGUGUGAUGUACACAGUGUAAUAACAGCAUAUUCAAGACGGUCAGGAGAAACAGCUAAGGUUGUUGAGCAGUGAAAUAGUUCCAGGUUUCAGAUCCGAUAGUUGGGCAACAAGGUUUUCGGAUACUAAGAAUAUCAGCAGAAAUAGUUUGCCACACAGCUCCGUCCUUUGGUUGUUUAUAGUAUCCGCCAUGGGAAAGACACCAUCCGUAGCCCCUCACAAUGGAGUGGCAGUACGCAUGUCGAGGAAUCAUGCAAAAGGCACGUGGUAUGCCCUUGUUUUAUUGGCGUGGAGUUUGCAUUAAAAAGUUGCUCAAUGGCAUCACUGCAUGCUACAGAAAUACUGGAUAUUAAUCCAAGAUGGUGCCAAGUGGGUGCGAGACUGGUGCACACUCACACUCAAUGCUAAGACGACAAGUUAAUGUUUAGAUCCCUGGCAGGAAUUCUUCGCCUUAGACAGCACUCCAGACAUUGAUCACUAUCUCUAUGUCAGUUCAAAUGUAAGAAUCCCUUUGACAGGAAAUGGCCAAGAAGAAUGCUAUCAGUAAUUUCAGUGAAGCUAUUUAAAUAACGGAAACUGAAUUUUACUCUAUAAAAGCCUCAUCCAGUGGUCCGUCACUGCCUCAUUGUGGUUUAUUGCCCUGCAUUGUAUUUAAAGUGUUCUCAAAGUCUUUCUUGUCCUUGACCCAGCUCGAACUCAUUAUUCCUGCAUUCUGUAUUCCCUAGAAAUAUUGUUUGUGUAUACUUCUGGAUUCCCCCCCGACGUUGGCUUUCCAAUUGAUUAUUGUGAAUACUUGCUUCACUGAAGCCUGUCAUGUGUUGAGUUUGACCAUACAAAGGAUAAGUAAUAAUUAAUAGAUAUCUUAUUGGUAAAAUACACUCUGUCUAUGUAGAACGUGUAAACAAUCAAUAUAUACAAGAAGUAUUGGAAUGUCGCAUCCUGGAUGAAUCCAGGCCUGUGCUUGUAGUUUGCCUGCAAUAACUCCCAUGGCCAUUUUGGAUGGAUCCAUACAUAGUUACAUAGUUACAUAGCUGAAAAGAGACUUGUGUCCAUCAAGUUCAGCCUUCCUCACAUAUGCUUUUGCUGUUGAUCCAAAAGAAGGCAAAAAAACCCAGUCUGAGCGCUUCCAAUUUUGCAACAAACUAGGAAAGAAUUCCUUCUUGACCCCAAAAUAGCAGUCAGAUAUCUCCUUGGAUCAAGCAGCUUUUACCCCACUAAUUAGAAAUUAUAUCCCUGUAUGUUAUGUUUUUGUAAGUAUUUAUCCAAUUGCAGUUUAAACAUCUGUAUGGACUCUGAUAAAACCACCUCUUCAGGCAGAGAAUUCCACAUCCUUAUUGCUCUUACUGUAAAAAAACCUUUUCUUUGCCAUUGUUUCAAUUGUACCUGCAAUACCUACUCUGGCCAUGCAUAAAUUACCAUUGUGGUGCACAGACCAGACCAAUUGUAGCCCACAGCUCCCAUAUUUAAGGAAAGCUAUAGUGCCAGGAAAACAAAAUAGUUUUCCUGGCACUAUAGCUUCCCCCUUUGUCAAGGCCCCCUCCCGCGGCGCUAAAGGGGUUAAUAACCCCUUCAGUCACUUAUCUGGGUCCAGUGACGAUGUCCCUCAGCACUGGCUCAGCUCUGCCCAUGCUCCUCCCCCGCCGACAUGUGAGACCUAAUGUGCAUGCGCGGCAAUGGCCGCGCUUGCAUUAGGAUCUCCCAAUAAGAAAGCAUUAUGCAAUGGCGUGAGGACGUCCAGCGUCGUUUAGAUGAUCCAAAGUUGUCUAAGAAGCCAGAAGUCUGGCAGACAGCCACUAGAGGAGGACUUAACCCUAGCAGGUAAUUAUUGCUUUUAUUUCUCUAAAGCAGGAAUAGAAAAUCUUUGGCACGCCAGAUGUUUUGGACUACAUCUCCCUGGAUGCUUUGCAGGCAUUAUGCCUUUACUGUAAUAGCAUUGUGGGAGAUGUAGUCAACGGCAUCUGGGGUGCAUUGUACAUGCAUAUGCCAGUUAGCGCUCCCCCUAGUGGAUAUUCAUAGCACAGUGUGUUUGGUAAAAAUUUUACAGGUUUAUUUACUAAAGUGAGAAUUUAAAAUGAAUUUCACAAUUCAGGUCAGAGUAGCCGAGCUAACUUACAUAAUGUUUCCACUUCAGCUAAUUUGAGUUUACAUUUGAAAUUCACUUUGAAUUCUCCCUUUAGUAAUGCACCUGUUACAGGCUUAUUCAAUAUUUGAUAAAACGAGAAUUGGAGUGAAAUUCAAGUGGGAGUCCAAAAUAGCCAUAUUAUUAUUAUUAUUAUUUUAUUAUUUCUAUUGCGCCAUCAGAUUCCAUAGCGCCGUACAAUGGGUACUGGGCACAUGGCUUGGAUAAUUUUAUAUAUCAGCCAUUUUUAAAAUUAACUUUGAAUUUUGGUGAACAAACCUGUUAAUAGGUUUUAGCAAUUCCCAGGAGAAGAUGGAGGUAACCAAUCCGAAUAUGUUUGUCUGCAUUGAGAUAGCCCCGUGGUGAAUAAGCCAUGCGUGGUAUAUAAAUAUAGAAACAUUGAUUUCCUUAUCAGGGCAUCUCUUACCAGCAGAAAAUGAAGCCUCGGGUUUGGUAUAUAAUUAAUAAAACGUGGGUUGUUUAAAUUACUAUAAAUAUUGUCUUAUGGAAUCUUAUACUGACAAAUCUACUACAUUCCCAAGUCAUAUUGUAAACCAACUAUUACAACAUAAUCUUAGCUUGAUGGGCAUAUCAAAACAAACCAUCCUUUAUAAAACACAGGAAAAUGUCAGGAAUACCCAAUUCACUAUUAGUCAGUUUUGGUGGAGAAUGACCAAGCUUAUAUAGUUUCUGAUUAUUUACAAUUCUGUGUAAGUAUCUGUCACAAACAAAUGAUGGGUGUUUUUUUUUUGUUUUUUUUAAAUAGGCCAUUUUAAAUCGUCCUCAUUUAAUGAAACUCUCCAGACACCAACAUAAUUCUAGUUUGGUUUUUAACCUAAAUAAAUAGUUUUUAUCCACACCACAGUUUGCAUAGUUUAUACAUAUUGUAUAUUACACACUAACCCCAGUCUAAAAUGAAUUAUGUAAUAUAAAAGAUACAAAAUGGCCAUUCUAUUAUAGGAAAAGAAUGCCGUUUUAAGGGUUCGGAAGACACCAGGGUAAACCAUAAGACAAUUGGCUUGUGGUUUAGAACUGUUUCUAAAACCCCAAGAUGGCUUUAUUUUCUCAUAAUACACAUUUUGCUGUUAUGUACCUUUAAAAUGAUAUGUUUUGCUUUUUCCUGUUUAGGCUUAGUCUGUAAGGGUUAUAGUUUGGGUUAUGUUUUUAGUGCUGGGAGUAGGGUUAGACCUAGGGGUAGUGUGUUGCUGUAUGGUAGAGGUUAAGGAUCCUUAAAUGUUAAAGUGGUGUAAGUGUUAGGGUAGUGUAAGUGUUAGCAGUGGUAAGCGGCAGGCCCGUCGCUACCGGGCAGGCAAACAAAGCAAUUGCUUGGGGUCCCAAGCUGGCCUGGGGCCCCAAGCAGGGCCGGUGCUUCCUAUAAGGCUGCAGCCGCCUGAGCGCUCUAUAGAGAGCCUCAGACGGCCAGGUACCGCGCGGUACAGGAGAUUCAGUUUCCUGUUCCCGGCCGGACUGACAGGAAGUGCACACUGAGCGCUCACUUCCUUUCAGUCUGGCCGGGAACAGGAAACUGAAUCUCUUGUACCGCGUGGUACCCGGCCGGACUGAGAGCCAGGAGGAAGAGGAGAUCGCCACGCUACAGGGAAGGGGAGGUGAGAAGAACAUGGGGGGGAGAGUAAAAAGAACAUACGGAGGGAGGGAGGAAGGGGGGGAGUAAAAGAACAUAGGGAGGGGGAGAGGGAGGUAAAAAAAUAUGGGGAGGGGGGGAGUAAAAAAACAUGGGGGGGAGUAAAAAAAAUGGGGGGAGUAAAAAGAACAUAGGGAGGGGCAGUGGCGGAUCCAGAGCCUGAUCUCGGGAGGGGCAGUUGUAGAUUAUUUAAAGAAAUAAUCCAGACACAAUAACCACUACAGCUCAGUGUAGUGGUUAUGGUGUCAAUAAUGCCGGGACCCCCUCACAGAGUAAGUAGUCAAACCAUUUAAGAACAGUUUGACAAUUUACCUGAGGUCUGCUGGGAAAUGGGGCUGUAGUAGGGCAUAGGAGCAGUGGUGUGUGUGAGUGGUGCAAUGUGUAAGGGGUGCAGUGUGUGUGUGUGAGGGGGACAGUGUGUGAGCAGUGUGUGUGUGUGUGAAGGUUGUAGUGUGUGAGUGAGGGCGGCAGUGUAUGUCAGGGAUGCAGUGUAUGUGUGUGACAGUAUGUGUGUGUAACAGUUGCAGUGUGUGUGUGUGUGUGUGUGUGUGAGUAUUGCAGUGUAUAUGUGAGUGUGGGCAAUGUGUGUGUAUGGGGCGGCAGUGUAUGGGGGCAUUGUGUGUGUAUGGGGGGUAGUGUAUGUGUGUAGAGUGUGUGUAUGGGGGGCAGUAUGUGUGUAAGGGGGGCAGUGUGUGUGUAUGGGGCAGGUGUGUGUAUAAAGGUGUGUGUGUAUGGGGGGCAGUGUGUGUGUGUAUAAAGGUAUGUGUGUAUGUAAAGGUAUAUGUAUGGGGGGCAGUAUAGCAAUGUGUGCAUGGGGCAGGUGUGUAUAAAGGUAUGUGUAUGGGGGGCAGUAUGUGUAUAAAGGUAUGUGUAUGGGGGGAGCAGUAUAGGGGCAAUGUGUGUGUAUGGGGGCAAUGUGUGUGUGUAUAGGGGCAGUAUGUGUGUAUGGGGCCCCAGGUAGAGGCCCUGGGGAGAUAGCUGUGAGCUGUUUUAUCAAGGCACAUGUAGGAGGUCGGAUAGAUGCAUGGGAUUGGUUGGAGAGUAUGCGGGUGGGAUUAUGUUCUGUGUAAAUUAGUGUGGGGGAGGUCUUACCUCAGUGCCACUUGGGAUUCGGGCCAGCAAACAGCUUCCUGUCCUCCUGCUCCUGUUUGCCUGGGCCUGUAGUUUCACAGCUUGAGGGAUGGAGGUUGAGGCUUGCUGGCUUCCCUUAGAGCUGCUGCAACGUGGAUGGUGGCCGACGACUCCUGAUUCAGGUGCUCUCCUCUCCUGGAUCCUCUCCCCUGGGGAUGGCUGCUGGUGUGGGUGCUCCCCCCGCGGCCUGGGUCCCUCUGGGGCCUUCCCUGUGGCCCUUUUCCCCCCCUCCCCUGGGUGGCUGCCGGGGUGGGUGCUCCCCCCCGCAGCCUGGCUUAAUUCAUCUGGGGCCUUCCCCGCAGCCUGGCUUAAUCCAUCUGGGGCCUUCCCUGUGGCCCCUGCUCCUGGGGGCCGCGAUGGUGCCGGCUAGCAUUCCUGCCCGCCAGCUCCGCUACCCCCCCUGAUGCUGCUCCUCAGGCCUGGCAGCCGAGGUAAGUAACCAGCAGAGAGAAGAGGGAGGGGAGGAGAUGAGGCCCCCCCCCCCGAAACGCCAACAGGGGGGGAGAAACCGGAGACAGACAAGGGGAGGGGAAAACUGAAAAAAGAGGGGGGUGCAGGGGAGAGAGACCCCUCCGGGCGCCAUCCUCACUGGCAGCGGAGGCCCUCAGGAGAGGUCCCUCCCACCCCAAACGGCAGUAAAGCAGUCCCCUCUCGACCCCGCAGGGCCCACUCACUGCCGGGGCCCUGUCCCAGGCUCCGCCAUCGGCCCUCCAUGCGGUGGUUCCAGAAGGCCUCCGGGCGGCCACACAAAGGCACAGGAUGUGCCGCUCGCCUCCUACAGCCUCCGGCUCGAAUCCCACCGCCGGAGGCCGCAGCCCAUGAUCCGUAUUAGCGGUAUUAGGCCGCGCAUCCUCCGCGGCAGUUGCAGGCCGCAUGUCUGGAGCCUCAGACAAUUGGUCGGGUGAAACCUCAGGCCCGGGCUCCACCUCCUCAACCAGGCCUGAGGAGCAGCAUCAGGGGGGGUAGCGGAGCUGGCGGGCAGGAAUGCUAGCCGGCACCAUCGCGGCCCCCAGGAGCAGGGGCCACAGGGAAGGCCCCAGAUGGAUUAAGCCAGGCUGCGGGGGGGAGCACCCACCCCGGCAGCCACCCAGGGGAGGGGGGGGAAAGGGCCACAGGGAAGGCCCCAGAGGGACCCAGGCCACGGGGGGAGCACCCACACCAGCAGCCAUCCCCAGUGGAGAGGAUCCAGGAGAGGAGAGCACCUGAAUCAGGAGUCGCCGGCCACCAUCCAUGUUGCAGCAGCUCUAAGGGAAGCCAGCAAGCCUCAACCUCCAUCCCUCAAGCUGUGAAACUACAGGCCCAGGCAAACAGGAGCAGGAGGACAGGAAGCUGUUUGCUGGCCCGAAUCCCAAGUGGCACUGAGGUAAGACCUCCCCCACACUAAUUUACACAGAACAUAAUCCCACCCACACACUCUCUCCCAACCAAUCCCAUGCAUCUAUCCCCACACUCCUACAUGUGCCCUUGUCCGCUUAGCUGCGAUAUCUCCCCAGGGCCUCUACCGCGUACCAGGGCCGCUUGAAGCAAUUUGGGGCCCCAAGCAAAAUUAACAUGGAGGCACCCCCAACCCUCCUCCCCCCACGCAUGCAAAGCCUACAGGAACCACAGCAUAGCCAUACAGUUUAAGUUGACCCACACUUUAUAUAAAUAAAAAACUGCUGUUGCAUAUACUGUGCAUAAAAUUGUAACAUUUUCAACAAUUGAACAUUUGCAAAAAACACCACUGUAGCAUAAAAUCAAAUAUACAUUAAAAAAGUGCAUAAUAACUAAAUCCAACAUACUUAAAACACACACACACACUAACAGACACACACACUAACAGACACACACACUCACAUUAACAUUUUUCAGUUCUCACAAACAUGUGCAAAUUAUCUAAAACUGUUCCCCGUGUCCUUCUUACUCCCCCCUCCCCCUCCCUGUGUCAUUCUUACUCCCCCCUCUCCCUCCCUGUGUCCUUCUUACUCUCCCUGGUCCUUCUUACUCCCCUCCCCAUGUCUUUCUUACUCCCCCCUCUCUGGUGGAUCCGGGGGGGGAGCAACGGGGCAAUUGCCCCCCCCCCUCGAGAAAUCCGACGGUCUCCCUCUCCUCUGCCAGCACAUGCAGGCGCCAGACCUGCAAUGUGACUGUGGACCGGAGGGGAGAUGAGAGAUCUCCCUUCCCGGUCCACAGGCACUGUGCUGAGAGCCGGCAGGGGAGGGAGAAGGAGGAGAGAGGACCCAGGAGCUCAGGCUGCAGCUCCUCCGGGUCCUCCUCUCACGAGAUUUGGAACGUUGCCGUGGUUACCACGGCAACGCUCCAAAUCUCGUGAGAGUGAACUCUAGCCCUGGAGCGCGGGCUAGAGUUCACUCUCCCCACUGGGACCACCAGGGAUUCCCCACCGGACCACCAGGGACUAAGAAGUGUCACCCCUCCCCCCAGUAAAGGUAAGAAGGGAGGGGGGACAUAGAAUAUUUAUACCGAAAUAUACCGUUCCAAUUGGGGGGAGCACCAGUUUCUGACAUGUGUCCUGUUUUCCUUCUGUGAGUGCUAUUCCGCCCCUGGGUUAUUCGGCCUCCUCUCCCCUUGUUUGGUUCUUGAAGCUGGGUUUUCUCGCCUGCGUCCAUAUCGUUGGGAUGCUCCAACUGGGGCUAGAAUUCCUGGGUAAGGAUGGUGGAGAGUUCAGGGGGCAUUCAGUCCGGUUAGGGGCAGCUCCAGACGCUGCCAGGCUGGGCGUGCUUGUGCCACUGGUUGAAAGGGCUUGAAUGGUGGGGGUCAGGGUGGUAGGUUUCUUGGGUUCACCCUGCCGGUCUGAAUGGAUUUCUCUCCGCGGUUACUGUGUCCUCCCCCUCCAGAAUAAGGAGGGUGGGAUGCUCAUAUGUCAUUGGGAUAGGAGGCGGGGGGCGAGUGGUUGGAUCUUACGCCUUCGGGAGCAGAAGUUCGGUGGUCUGGCGCCAGAUACAUGAGGGGGGUGUGGCUCCUCCUCAUCCGGGGUCAGCUGUCCCGUCUCCUAGGGGUGCCGGGGGUUUUGUCAUCUGUCUGGGUGGAAUGACCUGGGUUCAGUGGCUGUUUGGGAUUUGGGUGCUCUUACAUCUGGACAUGUUACGCAUUCUGUUUCUUCCCAGAGGUUCUCAGGGGCCGGGCUGAGGCUAUCACCCGUUCCUGUUGGCAGUGCACUCAACAAUGUGAGUGCCCUGGUGCGCUGCCGUCGUGAAUUGGACGAGAUGGGUUUCUAGGUUUGUCUUGGGGAAUUCCAGUUCGCCUUAGGGUUUGGCCGGAUGUGGCCUAGUUAUCUUGAGGAGAUGGGUGCGCUUGCUGGAGGUCGGAUGAGGCCUAUGUUAAUGGUGCACUGAGGAAGACUCCAGCUGGAGUUGAAACGCGGUUUCUGCUAGACCAAAGUAUUGUAUCUGGGACUUUUUCUUAUUUACUCUGCGGUGUUUUAUUUAGGCUUUGUGCCUAGUAUAUUUUACUAUUUAUACACUGCUUAUUGUCCCUGUUUUAAUUGUUUAUUUGUUCAAUAAAUUUUGGAUUCUGCACUUUGUAUCCUGUGCUGCUCCCCUCAAGGAUAUCGUUUUAGCCUUUUUAGGCACCCUCCUGCAUAUUAGAGCCUGGGACGGCUUUCAAUCCUGUGAGUUUUACUCUACAUAAGGGGUCUAUCAUUAUAUAUAUACAUUUUGCACUAUGUUAUGUUAUUUGUGUUUUUUAGAUUGAUCCCGACUUGUCAUUUCGUUUACUGGUGCAGUAUUUAUUCUAUGUUAAUCUAGCACGGCAAGAAGUGGUGGAACAGGCCAUGGCUGGUUGUGGUGGGGUCCCCCGCUGAUUUUAGGUGUAAAACAGCGGGGUUGUGGCGGGGGUAUGUCCUUGCCAAUUGAGUUUGAGGGGUUACGUUUAAGUAUAUGGAAUGAGAUGAACAAGUUUUUAAGGUCUCAACCUCCCCUGCUUCAAACGUUUAACAUUACGUUGCCUGAGGUGUCGUGCCCAUCGAGCGUGGAUAAGGUCGACUGAUGGCGGGCAUUGGAAAGAUAUGAUUUUUAUGACAAGGGGGGAGGUGAGAAGAAGUGGUGAUUAGGAACCACUGUAUGUUUAUUGGCAAGGACGGUUGGGUCACUGUAUAACACUAUGUGUGGAGUUAUAUAUGUAUAUAUGUUAAUUUAUGCUUAUUUAUGUCUAACAUUUUUGGUUACAGAAAAAGAAGAGAUUUAAUAAAUAAAGUUAUGGAUGUGUUAUGCAGUAAUUUAGAUUGUGAUAAUAAAUGCUGUGGCCUGUUUCAUCCAUACUAAGUGGUCUGUCGUUAUUGGAGGGUUGAAUGGUGUUAGUUUAUGUUUUAGGCUGCAUCACGAUUCCCCACUACGUACAUACAAGGCCCUGGGGAGAUAGCGCAGGUAAGCGGACAAGUGCACAUGUAGGAGUGUGGGGAUAGAUGCAUGGGAUUGUUUGGGAAAGGUGUGUGGGUGGGAUUAUGUUCUGUGUAAGUUAGUGUGGGGGAGGUCUUACCUCAGUGCCACUUGGGAUUCGGGCCAGCAAACAACUUCCCUCCCUCCCGCCCGUCCUAUUACUAUAUUUAGUCACAGCGAGCCGGGGGUAUGUCCUUGCCAACUGAGUUUGAGGGGUUACGUUUAAGUAUAUGGAAUGAGAUGAACAAGUUUUUAAGGUCUCAACCUCCUCUGCUUCAAACGUCUAACAUUAGGUUGCCUGAGGUGUCGUGCCCAUCGAGCGUGGAUAAGGUCGGCUGAUGGCGGGCAUUGGAAAGAUAUGAUUUUUAUGACGAGGGAGGUGAGAGGAAGUGGUGAUUAGGAACCACUGUAUGUUUAUUGGCAAGGACGGUUGGGUCACUGUAUAACACUAUGUGUGGAGUUAUAAAAAAUGUAUAUAUGUUAAUUUACGCUUAUUUAUGUCUAACGUUUUUGGUUACAGAAAAAGAAGAGAUUUAAUAAAUAAAGUUAUGGAUGUGUUAUGCAGUAAUUUAGUUUGUGAUAAUAAAUGCUGCGGCCUGUUUCAUCUAUACUAAGUGGUCUGUCGUUAUUGGGGGGUUGAAUGGGGUUAGUUUAUGUUCUAGGCUGCAUCGCGAUUCACCACUACGUACAUGCAUGUAGUGAAAGACCACACAAUUACUUAUUUGUAUGCCCUGUGUUAAUGACCUGGGAUAAUACAUAUCUAGUGUCACUAAAUUAAGCUUACAUACAUGUGACAAACUACCCUUGCCACUGGCGUUUGGAGGAGCCUGAUUGCCAGCCUCCUGCCCUAUGACUAUGGCCCUGGGGUGUAUUGCCAUUUAAAAAGUCUAUUUGGGCUUAUUGGAUUUGUAAAACACUUUUUCUGUCCCUUUAAUUCCAUGGGGAAAUGUGCCUCUUCCCCUCCCCCUUUUUCCUGUCCUAUUGUUCUCCAGCAGGGCGUUGUCCCAGGGACACUGCCAGACCAGUUGAAACUGGCUGCUUUGUCCCUCCUCAAUCUCUCAUCAGCCCUUGCUAUUGUUUAACCCCAUGGCGAUCCAACUGUAUUUGUGAGAUCUGAGCACUUUUCGGACAUAUUGAGCGCUCAGAUCCAAGGGGAUUGGGGCGCAAAUAUGAGGAGAGGGAUUGGGGCACUAUCUAUGAGGAGGGGAUUUGGGCACUCUCUAUGAUGUGGGGGAUUUGGGCACUCUCUAUGAUGUGGGGGAUUGGGGCACUAUAUAUGAGGAGGGGAUUUGGGCACUCUCUAUGAUGUGGGGGAUUGUGGCACUAUAUAUGAGGAGGGGAUUUGGGCACUCUCUAUGAUGUGGGGGAUUGGGGCACUCUCUAUAAUGAGGGGGAUUGGGGCACUCUAUAUGAGGAGGGGAAUUGUGACACUCUCUAUGGGGGAAUGGGACUUGGGUACUAUUUCUGGGGGGGUGGAAUGUAUACUAUCUAUGGGGGGAGAAUGGGGUGAGGAGGAAAAUUGAGUACUAGGAGGAGAAUGUAGUACUAUCUAUGGGGGAGAGGAGGUGAGUAGGUUACUUCUAUGGGGGGCAUUGGGUACUAUCUAUGGGGAAAGAGGAAAAACAUAUGCUAUUAACUAUAGGGGGAAGGGAAUGGGCUACUAACUACAGAGGGCAGAUACUAGGCUUCUACCUAUGGGAAAUAGGGGGGGGAGGGGACAGACUACAAACUAUGGGGCAGUAAUGGGCUAUUAGCUAUUGAAGAUGGGAAUGAGCUACAGACAAUGAGGGAUACAAAUUCACCACUUCAUUAAUGCAGACAGAGCCCACCAUACACAAAAACACCUUGACCCACUACACACGUAUGCACCUUUACUUUUAUCAAACCUCCAGACACGUCCCUGCAUACACACACAGACUCUCCACACACACACACGUGUCCCUACAUUCAAACACAUUGACUUGCUCCAUAUGUAUGCACCUGCAACCCUUUAAUGGACAAACAGAUUGUUAAAGAGAUCUGAAGGAUGUUGCUGUAAUUUGUGACUCCUCUAGAACAAACAGUGCAUGUAAACCCAUAGAUUACAACAUCAGACACCAUGCAGGUUGUGUAAUGGAGCUUUUUUUUGUCCGACAAUUGCCAGAUCAUGCUAAGUUUGAGUCAAACAGACCUCCUGUUUUGGGCAAAAAGACCUGUUCAUCGGUUUUGUGCGAUGCUAAUUCAGACAUUUAAUUCUUUGUUUGCUGAUCGUUUAUGAAGGAUCUUGGCAUCAUACAAGGGAACAAAAUGCCAAUGCCAACAGAAUGAGAGAUGAAAGUUUAGCUAUCAUGCAGAUAUAACGCCAAUUUAUUUUGUUUCUUUAGUUGGAUAACAACCCAUGACUUAAUCUUCUGAUCUAAAAAUAUUAAGCUUUUUAAAAAAACAAAAAAAAACAACUAAAAACAGACUGCAGAAAAUGAAUCUGAACAAAUUGUUAAAUAUUUGUCUAAUUUCUAUCUUAAGUAAAAAUAAUGAAUCUAACACUGUCACGCAGCCAGCAUGGUGCAGGAGUAUCAAAGCUCUACUGUCUCUUUAUUCAGUGAAAAUGAUAAAUUACUUACAGCAAGCAAAAAGUCCAAAAAUGGGCAGACAUUUGUGUAAUCGAAAUGUAAUUUUUAGUAAGACUACACCUUGAAUAUGCGGUGAUUCUGGGCAUCCAUUUUUAAAGAAGGAUAUCAUGGAACUGGAAAAGGUGCAGAGGGAGCCCAAAAAAUUUAUAUGGGGAAUGGAAAACAUGGCCAGUACAAACAGUUCUAUGGCAACCGUUCAUUAAAAUAACAUUAAAUUGUUUUUUUAAACUUGAAAUCGUUAAACCAUGCCAUUACCAGGACAGACUCCUUACAGCAGCUUGAUCCUCCUGCUGUGAUGUGAGAUUGUCAAGCCUUAUGAUCUGUGUCCAAUCAAAUGCUUUAUUGAGAAGUACUAUAGACAUAUGAUGCAUGCACAGCUAUUGUUGCAAUUCGUCAGUCUAUUGCUUCACAGAAAAGCAAUGUUUUAUAGACAAGCAUUGUAUGUACAUCCAGAACCCAAGAACAGCAUACGUUACAUGCCAAUGCUGGAUGUAAAAUCUAUUUUAGUCUGAAAGCCUCUAGAGCAGCGGUUCCCAAAGUGUGGGUCCCGACCCACUGGUGGGUCGCAGGGCGAUUCCCAGUGUGUCGCGCUGACCCACACAUCCAGGGCCGCCAGCUAGUCAGGCAGACUGAUUAGUUGGGCUCUCGGUCCGUGACCGCCGGCCCGACACCAGGAGGGGGCCCGGCGGCUUGCCCUUGCUCCCUCCUUUCAGUCUGCCCAGCAGCUCCGCCGGGUGCAGAGCUGCAGACCGUGUGAUAGAAGUCUCGCGAGCACCCAGAGCGUUAUCAUGGCAACACUCUGGGAGCUCGCAAGACUUUUAUUACAAGGUCUGCAGCUCGGCACCCGGCGCAGCUCAGACCAGAGCGUUAACCCACUGGACCACCAGGGAGACACUGGACCACCAGGGAUGUUUAAAGAAGGUAGGGCACAGAGCCCAAACAAUGCUCCCCCGCCCCAAUGUAACCCCUUCUCUGCCUGCCCCCUUCCCCCACUGUAACCCCUUCUCUGCCUAUCCCCUACCCCCCACUGUAACCCCUUCUCUGCCUACCCCCACUGUAACCCCUUCUCUCCUUCCCUCUCCCCACUGUAGCCUUCUAUGCCUACCCACUGUACCCUUCUCUCCUACCCCAUUUGGCCCUUCUCUGCCUGCCCUCCCUGUAACUCCUUCUCUCCUGCCCUCUCCCACCUGUAACCUUUUCUCCCCUGCCCCGUUAAGGCUUUUUCUCCUGCCCCCCACACUGUAACCCUUUCUCCCCUGCCUGCCUACUGUAACCCUUUCUCCCCUGCCCCCACUAAUCCUUUCUCCCCUUCCCACCCACUGUAACCCUUUCUCCCCCUGCCUGUCUACUGUAACCCUUUCUCCCCCUGCCUGCCCACUGUAACCCUUUCUCCCCCUGCCCACCCACUGUAACCCUUUCUCACACUCCCUCCCACACUGUCACCCUCACCUCCUGUCUCUGCGUGUCCUUUUGUGUCAGUGUGUGUCUGUGUUUAUCUGUGUACAUGAGUGUCUGUGUAUCAGUGUGUGGAAAACUAAGUGUCAUUGUGUGUAUCACUGUGUCAAUGUGUGUAUUUGUGUGCCUGUGUGUGUGUGUAUACAGCGCACACAUUCUCCAUACAAAAAAAAAUGCUUACAUUGAAACACACAUUGUGUAUAUGUAUAUUUUAUAAACACAAUAUACACACACUGCAUCCACUACACACACACACACACUGCAAUCAAACGCAAACAUUACAUACAAACACACCCCUGCAUUAAAACACUAAAAUGAUCUACAAACACCCCUUAAUUCAAACACCAACACUACACACAAAAAGCACACCUGCAUUUAAAGUCCUACACUACAUACAAACACUCAUGCAUUCAGACGCAAACAUUACAAACAAGUACACCACUACAUUCCAAUGGCAACAGUACAAAUACACCCAUACAUGCACGCAUAUACUUAAUACAAAAACUUGCUUACAUUCAAACACUGCUCACAAAUAUAACCCUGCAAUGAUGUGCAAAUGGUAGAUCUCCAUCUGGCAUAGCAUUGUUGAUGUUCUCUGACAGAUGGAGAUCUACCUUUUGGCCACACAUUCACUAGAUGGGGGCCCAGAAAACAUUCUUGCACCAGGGUCCUCUCAACAUUAGUUCUACCACUGGGAUAAUCAAUGUGAGGUGCCUGGAUGAAAGAGCAGGACACAGCACUUCUGAUUCUGAGUCUGUGAGUAAGCGGUUGUAUGUCUCUAAAACUGAUUUCCAUAAUGUGCAAAGUUUCUGCCUCUAAAACUGCCAUGAUAUCCCCAAAUUAUGCCUCUAAAACUGCCAUGUUAUGCCAAUUUAAUGCAUCUAAAGCUGAUUGCCAUGGUGUGCCAAUUGUAUGCGUCUAAAGCGGAUUGCCAUGGUGUGCCAAUUUUAUGCAUCUAACUGCCAUGGUGUGCCAAUUGUAUGCCUCUGAAGCUGAUUGCCAUGAUGUGCCAAGUUUAUGCAUCUAAAGCUGAUUGCCAUGGUGUGCCAAGUUUAUGUAUUUAAAGCUGCCAUGAUGUUCCAAUUGUAUGCCUCUAAAACUGAUUGCCAUGAUGUACCAAUUUUAUGCAUCUAAAGCGGAUUGCCAUGGUGUGCCAAUUGUAUGCAUCUAAAGCGGAUUUCCAUGGUGUGCCAAUUGUAUGCAUCUAAAGCGGUUUGCCAUGGUGUGCCAAUUGUAUGCCUCUGAAGCUGAUUGCCAUGAUGUGCCAAGUUUAUGCAUCUAAAGCUGAUUGCCAUGGUGUGCCAAGUUUAUGUAUUUAAAGCUGCCAUGAUGUUCCAAUUGUAUGCCUCUAAAACUGAUUGCCAUGAUGUACCAAUUUUAUGCAUCUAAAGUGGAUUGCCAUGGUGUGCCAAUUGUAUGCAUCUAAAGCGGAUUGCCAUGGUGUGCCAAUUGUAUGCGUCUAAAGCGGAUUGCCAUGGUGUGCCAAUUGUAUGCAUCUAAAGCGGAUUUCCAUGGUGUGGCAAUUGUAUGCAUCUAAAGCGGAUUGCCAUGGUGUGCCAAUUGUAUGCCUCUGAAGCUGAUUGCCAUGGUGUUCACUUUUUAAAAUACGCAUUAAAAGCAAGUGGGUCUCGAAAAAUUACCGUUUUGAAAAGUGGGUCUCGGCCCAUAAAAGUUUGGGAAGCCCUGCUCUAGAGGCAUGAGAAUUGUGAAAUGUAAAUAGUGUAGUUCCAUGCCCUCUGCGUGUCUCUCUCCAAAGCUCCGGUCAGUCUCUUUUGCCCUUUCCUCAGCUCCUCUGUGUCUCUUUGUGUUCCCCUAGCACCUCUGGGUGUCUCUGCCCCACACCCCUGUCUCAUUCUUUCACCAUGUUUCUUAUUCCCCAAGCCCCAUCAUGUGUCUUAAUCCCCGAGUCCCCCAUGUGUCUCAGUCACCCAGCCCCCAUGUGUCUCAAUCCCGCAGACCACCAUGUCACUCAAUCCCCCAAACCCCCAUGAGUCUCAUUUCAUCUCUUCCCUCCCCUGUGUAUCUUACCCGCCAGUGUUAAUUUUGGUGGCAAAUUUCAAUUUAGUUUUAGUCGUAUUUUAGUUAUCUGAAUUGUUUUAGUCUAGUUUUAGUCGACUAAGUCUCCAAAAUUGUUAGUUGACCAAAUUAACACUGACCUGGACAGCAAUGAAAUGCUGAGGCUGCUGGUUAAUUCACCCCAUUAACUCUCAGCAACUCAUCACAAUUAUGUCAAUUUACACUAUACUAAUUUUUAAAUUUAUAUAUUUAGCCUUUCCAUUACAUGAAUAGCUCCAUUAAAUUUAAAGCUGCAUUCGGUAAUGGAGCUUCCCACCAUCCCACACCAUUAAGCACCUUGUCUGUCUUUGUACAGACCUGCCCCCUUUUUGGGCAUGUUCGCCCCUUUUGGCAGUUCUGGUCACGUGAUUUGUGUGAGUGGCCCACCCUUUUACCCCACCCAUUGACUUCCUGCUUCACUGGACGCUGCUGUUAGGGGGUAUGGAUUCACUUCAAAGUUGAAAGCAUAAAUUAGAGAGCGAUUAGCAUAGACUAUGUGUUUUUUUUCUUAUAGCUGCAUCCUUUGAGUUUCCCUCCAACACCAUCUCUAUCAGAUACAUGACGCUUGGGAGGUAUAACUGUUUUAGUGUUUUUGGUCGAUAAGAGCAAUAUGGAGCACCUUACAAGGGAGUGGGGAAGGGUGGGGCAGUGUACAGUAACUUGUAAUGGAUCACCUUACAAGGGGAUGGGGGGGCAAUGUACAGUAACUUGUAAUGGAGCACCUUACGAGGGGAUGGGGGGUACAGUAACUUGUAAUGGAGCACCUUACGAGGGGAUGGGGGGUACAGUAACUUGUAAUUUAGGUAGAGACCUACAAUGUAAAAUGUAACUCAUGGUUACACUAUCUUUGAAGGCAAUGAUGAUAUGAUAAAUUUAACCUUGAAAUAUUAAUAAUCAAUAGUCACUCAAUAUUUUGUAGGAUGGCACUUGCAAAGUACAUUCCUUGUCUGGGUUCUUUGCUGAGAGUGAAACGCAAAGAUUCAAGGAGUUACAGCAGCUAUGCUUCAUCUCGACGUUCAACAGUUACAAGUCAUUGCAGCCAGUCUUCGGAAGUCGGUGGCCAUCCUAAACUAAAGGGUCGUCUACCAUCAGUCUCCGACAGUGAAUCAGUAAGAGCAACAUUGUGUCAUGGCUUCUCUAAUGUUCCCAAAAGAAAAUCAUGUCAGAUGUAAUGACUGUAUUAUUCUUACAACCAGCUCUUCUGUUUCACGUAGCAGGAUUUGUGGUGUAUAGAAUUGAAGCUGGCAUUGAUUGUGUUGAACUGGGGAAUUAGACUUGCUCUUCUGGGUGCUAUAGCAGAUCCUGACGUUAGAUUAGUUAUACAUAAAAUGGAAGGUGAUCCUGACUCCUCUGAACACGCCAGGGGUGUUAUGUAACACAUGUUCACCUCAUGCUUGCCACCAUCAGCUUCAUCUGAUAACUUAUCAUUUUCACUGUUUUUCAGCAGUGGAUACAUUUUUACAUGGUCAGAGUAGUCUUGAAAGACAAAGGAUCCAAUGCCAUUGUUGCAUUGUUGAGAAGUGGACAAAGGCACUCACAGGACUUCAAACAAAAUAACUGCUUUAUUUUACGCAGGUAUGAACAACAACAACAACAGUCAAUGUUUGUUGUCAUUUGAAAAGUCCAGUGAGACGUUGGCUGUGUGCCGUUGCAAACCUGAUUAAAAUAAAGACUAGGAGAAAGCAAUUUUUGUGAAUAAAAAUCUAAAUUCAGACUAAAAUAGUGAACGAGCCACUAUAGCAGAGUUGGAUACGUUUUCGAAUUCAGCUAUUUGGUCCUAAAUUUUUUUUAAAUAAAAUUUUCUGCAAUUCUUAGUUUAACCAAUAAGCCUGUGAGGUCUUGUUACAGUUUAUAUUCCUUUUAUGUGAUUUCUAAGUUUAUGAUGUGUAUUUGUAAUGUCAAAUUAUGCUUAUAAUACACACACAUAUCGAUAUUUAUAUAAACACACACACACAUACGGUAUAUCUUCAAAGAAUCUUUUUGAGCUUUUUAAAGAAUGGUUGCAUUCUGCUCACACAUAAUCACAUUACUCACACUUAUUAACAAUCAGACACUUGCAUACACAUUGGUGCACACACAUGGUGACUUAUACAACCACACUGACACCAAUCAUCAAUGCCCAUACCCAGAGAUAUAUGCACUCACAUAUACUUAUUAACACACAUAGCCACUCCUACAAACACUGACACCCACACAGUGACCAAUGCAACUACACUGACACACAAUCUGUCACACACGCAGUCACUGGCACACACUCACAUAUACUCAUUAACAGGGACGUAUUAGCCGCAAGGCAAACAAGGCAUUUGCCUUGGGUGGCACUUUCCAGGGGGCGGCAAAAAAAGCCGCCCCCAAAUGCCCAGGCAAGUGUCUUGUUUGCCUUGCGGCUAAUACGUCCCUGUUAAUGAGUGUAUGUGAAAUUCGCAUCCAGCGUGCAGAACAUCCAUAGGAAAGCUUUGAGAAAUGCUUUCCUAUGGACUGUUUGAAUGCGCGUGCGGCUCUUGCCGCGCAUGCGCAAUCCGCUCCACUCGGGAGCUGACGUCGGCGGGGGAGGAGAGGUCUAAGGUAAGUUGCUGAAGGAGUUUUAACCCCUUCAGUGCCAAGGGAGGUGGACCCUGAGGGAGGGGGGGGGUACUAAGGAUGAACGGGUAUGUUUUACUGACACUAUAGUGAUCCUUUAAGUUAUUGAUGUGUUUAAUAAUUGUAGUAUAUACAAUUUGCUGUGUCUGCAUAUCUGUGUUCUGUCUAACAAAAAAAAAAUAUACAAAAGAAUAGUGUGCAAUUAAACACAGCCCCAUUCAUACUUAUAUUAUUAAAAUAAUCUCAUAAAUGAACCAUUAAUGCAAAACAUUUCGUGGAUCUUCUAAAAAUAUCUAAGGAAUUUAUCAUAAUCUAAAUAUCACAAACCCAUUUACUGCCAAUAAUUCCAAUGAAUCAUAUCCAAAAAGAGGAUCGCACAUGCUUCUAAAAAAAAAAUAGACCAAGUAUGCAGGAUGGGCAGAACCCAGAUACAAUACCUCAAAGGGAAUGUCUGUGCACCCCAAGUGGUUUUCAUGAGCAGAGUUCAUUGGUUAGAGCAACGUUUUGGCUCUGCAAUUGAGCCUCUAUCAAGCAAUAUAACUUACUGAUAAAUCUGCUCAUGAAAACCUAUUGGAGUGCAUAGGCAUUUCUUUUGAAAUUAUUCCACUGAAGUCAAAGUUGAAACUCGACUGAACUGAAGAGUUACACAUUGAUCUUGAUGACUGUGAUGUCAAGCCCCAUAGGUUGAUACCAAAUGGUUAAUGACAAAAAACAAACAAAAAAAUGGUACAUUUGCUGACUUUUCAAUUCCAUCAUGGGUUGAAAGCUAGAGAGUACCAUAUUUAAAAAAAACAACCUUGAAUUUUCUGUAUGGAUAUUGAAGUGUGGUUGUUCAAGGUAUUUAAAAACAAAUAUUUUGGAUAUUAUGCACGUUUGUUAGUGAUUUUGCUCUAUUCUACAUAUUGUGCUAUUUUGUGGUUAUAGUGCGUUUUAGCUUUUUACUUGAUUUAAGGAAGAAUUAUUUGUUAACACGUAACUUCCACACUGGUCUUCAAUAAAUGGGACAUGUUACUACUGCUUGUGUAAAACAGAGUAUUGGGAAGUUGUUAUAAAAGUGUCUUACAUAUUUAUCGAGUUUUUGGAAUUUGCUAGGUGUCUCAUGGUUCAAAGUGUUGAUAACUCUGCUUUGGAAAGACUGUGGAAGUUACAAUCUGAGUGUUAACAUAACAUAAGGCAUAUAGUCCAUUUUCAUUAAUCUGAUACUGAUAAAAGUGUUGGAGAAAUACAUCAAAAAAGUGUGAUUGCAAUUGCUUUGUGAUGGUUAACGGACCAUCGUCAGCCAUUACCAUGUCAAUAAACAUUGACCGUAAGACGAAAUGUACCAUUUAGUCCUAAUAUUUAACAUAUGGAAACUGUAAGUCAACAAAAUAGUAGACUUUUUAAGGAUUGCAUUGUAGAAUGCCAAUGUUUUAGUAAAUAUAGACUAAAUUCUCACUUUCACUAUUAAGUAUAAAAUAAAAUGUACUAGUCACAUUUAUUCUGAAAAUGUGCCUCCUCAGCUGCUACAAACCAUUCCAUUCCAUUCUCCGCUCCUAAUUUUCCCCUGCUGUUGACUCCCAUCCAUGUAAGAAAUAUGUCUCAUUCCCCCCCCCCACCCCUUACCCGAUAUCAUUUAGAAAUUCUCUUUAAUAUUCGUUUCAGGGCUGGACUGAUACUGAAGCUGAUAUCAGUAGUGUGAAUUCCAGACCAGCCAGUAGGCAGGUGUCCUAUGAAAUGGGCAAAGACACCAGUGAGACCAAUGACAUAAUAUCCAAAGCUAAGUUGAAAAGUCAUGAUUCUGGAAUUUUUGAGAAGGUAACUCUGCAUUUUUACGCAACUCAAACAGCUCUUGUAUUAUUUUCAUGGGAAACUUUAUAACUACACAGGAUUCCAGAUCACGAAAAACAUAGAUACCAGAACAACAAAAAACAUUUAGUAAGGGUCCUUCCAAUUACUUUUGGUGUAGCCCAUUUAUUCUAGAAAUAUAAGUUAGUAUAUUUAUUGGGUUUUUUUCUUCACCCAAGUUGUUUUAUUUUUUAAUUUUUUAAAUUCUUUAUUUUAGUUGUGCUUAGAAAUACAAGGAAAUUGACCAUCAGCAGUACAACAAACGUAGUGUAGAUCAUAGCAUGAAUUACCAGUGAACGAAAGGUUGUACAUUCACAGGUACAGCACCUUAGUAGUUAAAGUAUAAACAAAGUCUAAGCUAGGAUAUUUUGUCAAAUAUGGUGGAUAACUGCAUUAUAUACUUUGCACAUAACAGUUGAGAGAUACAUGUUAGUUAGGCAGCCUAUCUUGUUAGUGCAUUGAGCUUAGCUUUCUAGACUGAUAAACUGAAGAAUAAAAAUUAAAAAUAACCUUAAGAAAGGCGAAAAUUCACUAUCGUUAUCUGGCGAGUCUCUUAUGAACAGUAGGUAGGGAUUAGGUUGCACAGAUUGGGUCAUCGUUAUCUUCCAGUUGUCUUAUUUUAAUUGCGUUAGUUACCAUUUAUUUUCAUCACUUGAUUUGGGUGUUUGUACCUUGUAUUGUUAUAUUGCGUUCCUUUCAAAACUCAAUAUUAUGAUUGCGUCUUGAAGUUUGUACCUUCCCUUAUUAUUUUCCGUUCCUUUACAAAACCAUCAUUUGAUUGUGUCUGUAUGUCCGUACCUUUCGUAAUUAUUUUCUGCUCCUUUUUAAUGUAUUGUUUACAUUGGCCAUAAUCUUUGUACACUUAAUGGGGAAAUCUAUCCCUCUGUUUAAUAGACCCCGACAGUAAAGCAUUUUGCAUGUAAAUAUGUAAAGAAAAUGCAUUUGUAGCACAAUGCUUCUUUUGUCCUGAAUUAAUAUUGAAGCAGCAUUGUCCUGUGUUGGACUUUGUACUUUGUUUCAAAGACCAGCCUAAGUGACAUGUCUGCUUCUAUUAGGGCGUCCAAGGUGAGAGAAUGAACAAUGAAAUGUUUAUGCAUAGCUCCUCUAUCUCGGCUCCUACUUCCAACCUUCAGUUCCUGGCAGUUGAAACCAUCUUCAUGCAUAUACAAUAGCCAUAGGUUUAUGGAAGAUCCAGCAAGAAUUUACGACCUUCCAUAGAUCUUCUUGUAUGUUACCAUCUUUUGUCACUAGAGAUGGUUUUAGGAAGUGACCAGAUAUGGCAGCCGAAGUUUCCCUUUGCCUAAAAUCAUCUUGUCGUAAGAGAAAGUGAUGUUCCAAUACAGUCUAAUUUGCUUUUCAUUAUCAUUCUAUCUUAAUGAAAACUCAAAGUGGCAUUGCUGCUUUAAGUUACCUCUUAAGAGUCUCUUGUUAAAUUCUUUUUCAUUCCCAUGUGUUUUAGACCUCAAUGGAUGCUGAUGACAUUUCCCUGGUGGAGAUUGGUACAGCAGGCCGCAAUUCUCCAUUCACUGUAAGUUCAUACAAAGUAUAUAUUUUAUCAUAUAUCUAAAAAAAUAAAUAAAACUAUUACAAAUUAGUAACAAAAUAAAAACAGAAAAAUUGAGAAAGGUCUCAAAACAGCUCAGAGAGCCUUUACUACACUGUGAUUGAUUUGCAGAGGAACUAAAUCACAGUGCUUUGUCUGACAACUCUCUCUCAAAGUGUAUAAUGACAUUAGACCUGCUGACAUUUUAUAAAGGCCCAUUUAUAUUCUUGUGUCUAGUCAAGAGUACAGUGGUGGUCAAGUGAUGAACAUCUGGUAAGCAAGGCUGUAAGGAGUUGUAGGGAGACAAUAACAGCACUAAGUGCAGUAAUUGCCCCGCUGUCUUUUUGAAUAUACUUCCCAAGCUAUUUUUAUACCCAAUUUUUAGUAGUUCCUUUUUAAUUCACAAAAGCCCUGUAUGGACCUUAUCUGUACUCCAUAGUUAGCCCCUGGGCUAUUAUUGACUCUCUAGACCAGUAACAGGCAACCUCUGGCACUCCAAGUGUUGUGAACUACAUCUCCUAUGAUGCUUUUUCAGCAUUGUGGCUGUAAGAGGAUAGGUUGCCUACCCAUGAUAUAGGAGGUCUUUUAGGCAAUAUUCAUCAAAUGGGUGGUCUCCUUCCUCGGUCCUUGUGUACCACCACACUAUUGCCUGAGUAUUACAGAAAGAUUAAGGAGUUGGUCUGAGGGAAGCAGAAGAGUUAUAAAAUGGCUAAAAGUGAGAUGGGAGAGAGGGAGAUGUUUGAUGAAAGAAAAAAAAAACAAAUAACACUUAAAUGUACUAGGGAGAAAAUAGCUGGAGAGGAGAGAUUUCUGGUUGAAAAACAUCUUAUGGAGGGGACAAACAUCUAUGAAUAGAAAUAGAAAAAUAUAAAAAGAAUACAAAACAUCUGCCUUUGGCAUAUUAGUUAAAGCUCCCAGUAACAUGUUUGCUGUUAAUGGUAAUAGAGGGAUCAUAGCAAGGAUUCAUUUAGAUAAAACAUAUCAUUAUAACAUUCUCUCACUGUUAAUAAGGAAUCUGUGCUAUGUAUCUUGUGAAUUUCUGUUCAUUAGAUAAUUAACCUUCUAUGUGAUUUUGGUUCACAUUUAUGCUACUUUCUUCAGUUUGACAUUUUUACAUUUUCUAUUUGAAUGAUUAAGACAGGUAAAACUUUAAAUGGCCUCGGGCCUAGAAGAGGAGAGACAUUUUCUAGAGCAGCAGCAUCAAGGAUACCAAGCAUCGUUGUGACGUACAGCAACCACCAAGGAGGUCAAGCAGUGGUGGAACACAACUCGGCCUUGCCCUGUACGCUCAACAACCAAGAUCAGGAGAAAGAUACCAAAAAACACAAGGAUACAACGAAGCCAGAUGUAUCUAUCGCAACAAUCUCCUCUGAAGUGAUACCUGAAAAUAGCUCAGAUAUUUUCCUAAAGCAAUUAUCUCGAGAGAAAACAUCGUGAAAUGGAAAGGAGGUUAAGUUAGCAUUUCAUUUUUAAUUUGUCUUUCUUUUAACUGUGAUCAUUGGUUCCAUUUCAGUGUUAAAAACACAGUAAACGUUUUAUAGAGGUCGUAAAAAUCUGCUGUAUUAUUCUUUUCGAAAUCAGCGUGAUUGACAAAGCUGCACACCAUAAUGCCACGGAUAUUAAAAGCAAAUGGCCAUAUAAUUUUAGUGCAAAUACUGACAGCUGUUUGCGAGGCACAGUUGUAAAAUGCAGUGAAUCGUGGAUCUAAAUAUUACUUGUAUGUUUUGUUUAUUUUAAGCAUCAUAAGAUGGUUUCGGUGUAUUAAGUGGAAGCUCAACUGCAACACAGCAAGUUUUAAUUAAAUCUUUGCCUUGCCAUUCAGUAUAACGGGAAAAUGGGACUCUUCUCUACUGUAGAUACAGGCCACCAUUAUGUAGAGGAAAUAGGCCCCUUCAGUUAGGUGAAUAAAUGGAUUGAAAUGCUCUUAAAGAGUUGGCAGGGGAAAAAACGAGAUAAUACAAUAGAUUUCUAUUUAUUAAAUUGAGUUUCUUCAAAGAAUUUUUAAUUAUUAUUAUUGGUAUUAACAAAGCACCGACGUGUUAUGUAGUUUUAAACGGGCCAGUUAACUUGAUAAAACUCCUGACUUAUUGAAGCAUCCACCUUACAAAGGACCAGUCACUUUAUCAGUGAAAUAGUUUUAGAGAUAUUUGGUUUAAAUACUAUUUUGUCUGAGUGGAGUUUUGUUUAAUGGCAUACAGGUUAACACAUGUGACCAAUUACUCUUCCUUUCCUAAAUGCAUUUACUCCCUUUUACUCCUAGUCAUGCACAUUGAAAUAUUGUUUUAUAAAAAAUAAUAAUAAGAAGAAACCGUAAUAUACAUUCAUUUGCACUGUGUGUACCCGAUUUUCAGUUUCACAACUUUUCAAUAAACAGUGUCCGUGACAAUACAUAUUUUAGGAAGUUUCCAAGUAAAUCAAUGUAUGUAUGUUCUUAUAAUAAGCUCUAUAUUUGGUAUGUACAGUUCUGGUACACCGAAGCUCGUAAUUUGCUGUUUGAUCAAUUCCAUUUAUAUGAUCACCAAAGUUAUAACAAAAAUUAUAAAACAAAAGAAAAUAGCGUACCCAAUAAACACAGUUCCCCCUACAAGACCGGAAAAGGCCUUAUGGAGAUGAAGUUCCUCUCACUUAGACCUCCUCCCAUAGCCGUCAAUUUUUCCAUGAGGUAGUUAUCAGCUACAUUUGCCUUUACCUCCUCCACAGUGGGCGAUGUCGUCUGUAACCACCCAGCCACCAAAGUUCUACAAGUAAUUUUAUAGAACAAUUUCUGGGAGCGCACCAAAAAACCAUCUUUAAGUUUGGAUUUUAGAAAUGUCCAGGGAUACAUCCCAAACAGCCUGUGGAAUAUUUGUGAACAGACUCCAAAUGUUCUCCCAGAAAGGUGUAACCUGGGAUCAUCUCUACACAAAUAGACACUCUUCAUGCCACCUUUCAUAUGUCCUGCCAUAUUUCUCCAUCCUGCUUUCCUACCAAGUAAUAUAUUUAUAGUUUUUACAGACGUAGGUGUGUAUGGUGUGGCCACGUCAGACCACAAAAUGAGAAGUAGAAAGGCUUUUUAUGGCUAAACUUUAAGGAGGUAAAAUAGUUCAAACCUACUAAAUGUAAUAUCUCUAAAACAGUUACAUGGUUAAAUGCUGUUCAAAUCAAAUAUAUAAAUAAUGCAAAAUAUAAGAUGUUUCUCAUGGGACAUCUAAUGAACCCUAUAUUUUCACAGAUGUCUCAUUUAAUUUAAAAUUACAUAAAAUAAAUAUUAUAAAUAAAAAAUGUGAAUAUGUUGAAUGUAGUUUAAAUUCCUUUGCAUAAAAUCCUAAUACAUAUAAGGGUUUUAUAAAAGUGAGCACAUAUAUUUAGUUCACUUCACUAUUAAUAUUAAAGUUUUAAAAGAGUAUUGGCAGUUGUCAGCUUUGCAUUGGACCUUAAUAAUUAACUUACGAAACAAGCAAUAUUUUAGUAUAUGCCAAAGAAAAGUCUUCACGUAUCAGUCUCACUUUGGGCCGUAGUGCAUUAACUCAAUUUCAUGGCUUGCUUAUAGCAUCAUGUCGAAUAAUUGAUGUAGACUGUAUAGUGCCUUCUUUCUCGUGAUGAUAAAAUAUAAAUUGUCUAUGGAAUAAACCCAUUACUAAAUGCUGUAUGUUAGAAACCUGUGUAUGCAUUUUUAUGAAUGCAAUUAGAAAAUAUUUGGCAAAGUCUGUAUUCAAAUUCAGCUACCUAUAUAUAGAAUGUGUACAAAAAGUAAUUGUAUUUAUUGGGAUAAUUGUAUUGACUUUGAAUACCAAAAGCAGGUUAAUUGAUUAUUGCUAAAAACUUAAACUAAGGGCUUUUAAUAUUUUAAGCAUUUGAUUGUAUCAUUUAUCUUGUCUUAUAUUAAAUGGUAUUAACCACCAUCAAUUAAAAAAGUGACUUUUGGAAAAGAUUAGGGAUAAUUAUUCAUGUUUGUAGAGUACCAUCACAUACCUCGGUAUUGCCCAAAUAAUGGGCAAAUAAAAAAACUACAGAAAUUUUUUGUCUAAAGAAGUUUAGAAAUAGGGGAAGGCCAUGCUAAGCAUUAUUUUGCGGUUAAAGGGUCACUCUAACCCUUGUAAUGAAAAUGCAUUUUUAAACUACAAAUGCCUUAUGGGGCAUAACUAUUAGGUGAGCCUCGUCAAACCUUGGAAUCUUACUCGGAAUUCAGCAUCAGGCGAAGCUCCCGGUACCGAUCUUCCAUGCCCCAUCAGGACAUCACUCAGCACCCAUACAGUACAGAGACACCUGCGCAUAUGUGCAAUAUGUUUGUUCCUGCAGAACUACCCAAACUGCUAAAAACAAUAGUUUAUAUACAUUAUAGAAACGUGGAAAUGCAAUGGUUUUUUCAAGCCUGGAUCUUUGGAUUGUUAAAGCAGUCAUGAAACAAUUCCUGAAGCAAGGCAGGAAACACAGGGUCAUCAAUCGUCCAGAAAGUCAGGUAGUCAGAUUUGCAACUGAUAGGCCGAGUUUAGAGGUCAAAAGUAAGAAUAAAUGCAAAUAGGUUACUGGGUGAGUGAAAUUGUAUCUCUUCUGAAUAGAAAUUCACCCCUGGUCAGUAUAUCUUAGACUCUCCAGGCUUACAGUGGUGAGUAACUUUCAGGGCUGGGCUUGUAGCAUAGAACUUGAGAUUUUAAUACGAUAUAGGGUAUAAAACCUUUUCGCAUAGGAGUAGUGCAAACGGUAAUUUGAAUGAAAUAAUUAAAGUCUAGCAAGAAUUCUAAAUACAACAUAACUUUUCCAUUGGGAGGUAAUGUUGGUAGUAUAAGUAUAGCCAAAACUCUUCCAGGGUUAUUCAGUAAAGUGAUAAUUAUUGACAAUUCAAAGUGAAUUGAACAUUUAAGUCCAAAAGGGCUGAUUUGGAAACAUAACCGACUUGCAGAAUUCUUCUGAUAUUGGACUAACCUUUGAAAUUCACUCUGAAUUCACAAUUUAUGGUAAUUCGCACUUUAGUACAUAACACUAUUACUAAGCUGAGAAAGAACACAAUUUAAUAUAUUGGAACAACAAUUUUUAUUUUUUAUUAUUUUUAAAAAGAUAAUUUUUUUACCAAUGUUUUAAUUGAUUUGUGGAAAUGCAGCUGUCUGUGUGCUAUGGCAGAGCAUUAAGGAUCACGUAGACCACUUUCCACUUUCCUGUUAUUUCAAACAUGAUAUUUCUUCACAUUGGGGUACACUGUUUCUUUACGCAAUAGCAGAGCCACAGGAACAAUAGGCAAAUUAACUUGCUAGAAAAUGGAUUGUACCUGAGUAAUGAAGAGUUGGACAGUAACAUUAGCACCGAGUUGUACAAUAGUAUAAAACAGACCAGCUUCUAACAAAACCCAUGUCUCUCUUAAACAUGUAUGUUAAAGGGAUACAUUAUAGUCAUCAGAACAACCACAGCUCAUUGUAGUUGUUAUGGUGCGUAUAGACAGUCCCUGCAGGCAUUUUCAUGCAAACACUAUCUUAUUAGAGAAAAGGCGGUGUUUGCAUUACAGCCUAGGGACACUCCUCAGAUGGCCACUGGUGAUGCUUGCUGGAGCAGUGUUGUGCAGUGUGCAGCACUGCCGUUCAGCUGCUCAAUGCUCUGCCUACAUUGCAUCUCUAUGAGGAGAUGCUGAUUGGCCAUGAUGGGAUUUGACUCCGCCCCCCCCACCCCACCUCCUUGGCGAUCUCAGCCAAUCCAAUGCUUUCCUUACAGGAAAGCAUUGGAUUGGCUGAGAUUAUCAAUACUGAUGAUGUCAGCCAAAGUGGCAGAUUGGGGGCGGGUCCUGUGCCUAAAUGGUGGUUUUAACACUAUAGCAUCAGAAAUACAUAUUUGUGUUCCUGACCCAAUAGUGUUCUGGUGAAUGCAAACAACUAUAUGAUCUACAUAUAAAUAGCUUAGGUGCAAUUUUCACUGGGAGAAGGUAACUGGGAGGACCUUGUGCUAGUUAAAACAAAUGUAAACUGAUUAGUCACAGUUGCAAAACUGACCAUUCUAGUUACAAAGAAGACACAAUUUAUACAAUUUGUGGCAUGCUGUUAUAUUUGCAUAUAUCCCAUUUGUACCUAAAUGAAAUUUGAUGUCAUUUUUCAUGUAGCUAAAACUAUGUACUGAAGGAAUUAAAGAAGACCUUGUUGAAUUUAAGAGUUAUGAGACAUUCACAAAAUACCAAAACCUGAACUGUUUUUGCUUUUUGUACAAGUCGUUUUAAUCAUAAACCCUUACUGUUAUUUAUCUUUUGUGCUGACUUGAUUUAUUGGAAUCAUUUUCAAAAUA